Molecule: messenger RNA, 75686 nt
Organism: Pelobates cultripes (western spadefoot toad)
Lineage: Eukaryota; Metazoa; Chordata; Amphibia; Anura; Pelobatidae
Source: the annotation of a GenBank genome assembly
AUGCACGUCCUUUUGGCGUGCAAGAGGAGGGAGGUGAGAGUGGAGAGGAGAAAGGAAGUGCCCACAGGGUGGAAGGAAAUGGUUGUGCGCACCAACUACUGUUGCAAAACAAAUGUACAGAAUUGACAUUAGGCAGCCCAGAACAGAGUUUUGGGCUGCCUAAGUCAGGUGUGCUGGUGCAACUAACAACACAAUUAACAAAAUCUAAGUAUAAGUAAAUGUAAGUAUGUGUAAUGUUAAAAGAAAAAUCUUAUGUUGGUAAGCUAGUCUCAAACUAGGAACAAUGACAAAAUGCCCAUUGCCUAUCUCCCACUCACAGUUGUUGCAAGUGCCUGACAGUACUAGAUAAGCUAUCUGACACUGGCACAGGAAGGAUAAAACACACAAUAUCACUGUUGGUGGUCACCCUGAUUGCAAUCAAUGUGUUUAGAAGAAUCCAGCUUGGAAGUAUAGAUUAUUUUAUUGCUCCUCUAUUUUCCCUUCAUUGGUCAGUUGUCAUCUGAUCUGCGAAUACAAUCAGCAUUGAGUGGAUUUCCCUCAACCCCACAACCAUCAGUCAUCUUUCCUAUUUUAUUUCUGCUACCACUUGGUAGGACCGGUUACCCAGCCCACAUGAUUGAACAGAUCUCUUGUCCAUCAUUGUUCAUCAAACUAAACUACUUAUAUGCCCCAUCAAUAAAAAUACUCAUUAUAUCCCCCUUUUUCUCUGAAUCAAGUACUGAACUAAACAUGUUUAGGCUGAGUGUGUGCUCAAUAUUUUCGAACACGUGGAGGACCAAAUAUCCGAAUUUCUGCCAAAUUGCAAUUCGGUCAAAACUAAUCUCAAAGUCUAGUUGUACAUGAAACGUGAAGCUGUAGCAUAGAUUUGCAAUUUGUGUUUUAUAGUCUUAGCAUUGGAUACUAGCCGUGAAAGCCAUAAUGCCAAGCAUUUGACUUGUGAGGCAGAAUAGUAUUACUAUUAAUAUGUGUAAUACACCUUUGAAUCAAAGUUUGGGGAUAUUCUCCAAUUGUGAGUUGUGUUUUCUUGUUGCAAACCUUGUCCUCUGAUAUUGUCUUGUGUUUUUAAAGGUUUUUAUUGACAAUAUUUUUUUUUUGCUGUAACUUUACAUUUAAUAUAUAUAUAGAUAUGUGUAAUUAGUAAAAAUAUUAGUAAAAUUUUGUUUUAAAUUGGAGUGUUCUUCUAACAAACCUCUGGUCCUGGUGAGGCCCAUCAGAUACUUACCAAAGCUCAGCAGUUUGCGUCAGAAUUCCAAAACCAGAAAUUAUACAGUUAGAUCCGGAAGUAUUUGGACACAAUUUUUAUAAUUUUGACUUUGUACACCACCACAAUGGAUUUGAAAUGAAACAACCGAGUCCCUAUUUCUCCAUGAUGUUCUCCAAAUGCUGGGAUUCCUCCUUUGUGAUGCUUUGCCAGACCUUUAUUGCAGUUGUCUUCAGUUGUUGUUUGUUUGUGGGUCUUUCUGCCUUAAGUUUUGUCUUCAGCAAGUGAAAUGCAUGCUCGAUUAGGUUGAGACCAGGUGAUUGACUCGGCCAUUGCAGAAUAUUCCACUCCUUUGCCUUAAAAAAACAUCUGGGUUGCGUUCAAAGUAUGUUUUGAGUCAUUGUCCAUCUGUAAUGUAAAAGUGCCAUCCAAUUUGGCUGAAUCUGAGCAGUCAAUAUACCCCUAUACACUUCAAAAUUCAAUCAGCUGCUUCUGUCUUCUGUCACAUCAUCAAUAAACACUAGUGAAGCCACUGAAAGCCAUGCAUGCCCAUGCUAUCAUGUUGCCUUCAUUGUGUUUUACAGAUCAGGUAGUAUGCUUCGGAUUAUCCGCCACUGUUGCUUUCCAUAAAUAUCUAAGUCUUUUUGUGUUGCAGAACUCAUCAGUGCAUUCUUUUUUACUCAGAAUGUACCAAACUGUGGAUUUAGCCACUCCUAAUGUUCCUGUUAUCUCCUGCUCCUUUGACCGCAUGUUGUGGGUUCACAGCAACAACUUCCAAAUGUGAAUGCCACACCUGGAAUCAACUCCAGACCUUUUGCCUGCUUAAUUGAUGAAUAAAUAACAAAGGAAUAGCCCACACCUGUCCAUGAAACCGCUUUUAAGUCAAUUGUCCAAUUACUUUUGGUCCCUUGAUAAAAAAGAGGGAUACAUACUAAAGAGCUGUAAUUCCUAAACCCUUCCUCCAAUCUGGAUGUGAAUACCCUCAAAUUAAAGCUGAGAGACUGCACUUUAAGCCCAUAUGCAUUAUUUAACUGUAACUUGAAUUUAGUUUGGUAAACAGCUGAAAUAACUUGUGUCAGUGUCCAAAUAUUUCCAGCCCCAUAUUAUCCAUUAUCUCAAUUUUAUCUCAGGUAGAGACACAUUCAGCCUAAACCUUUUUAUUCGCUUCUAUAUCCUGUUAAUUGAUUUUGAAAAUAUAUAUAAUAAAAAAAAAUACAAAAUACAAAAAUUAUAAUUUGAGAAUGCUUUGGCCUUCCAGUGCCACCAGCUGGCCAAUAUUAAAACACAUAAAACAUAUACACAUCUGACCAUUUGUAUUAUUAUGAUUAUUUAUAGGUCUUUUUUGACUAUUGAUAUUACUUCUGUUUCUGCCCAAAGCUGUGAGCUGACAGCACAUUUCUAACCUGAGACUGUGAUAAGCAUUCUGCUUUUAUCAAUUUGCACAUUAAUGCCAGUUCCCCUUGGUUUACAUGCAUUGACACAUGACAUCUAUAAUGGUUUUAACAUGUUUUAAUUAUAUAAAAUAUGAAAAGUGAAUUUCAUGUAACAAUAACAUAAUGACAUUAUUAUCGGCUGCAAGUAAACCUCAUUAAAGUAUUAAAAGCAUGAGGUCAUUUUGCACUUCUAUGUGUCUUGUAGGGCCUUAAGAAUUCCUAGUGGUUUUCAUGGUUUUGAUUCAUGUGAUGAAUAUCUAGCUCAAAAACAUUUUUUUUUAAAUGCAUAGAUUGCUAUUUGGGGAUGUCUAUAACUUUUAAAAUUGCAUACACAUUGAGUAAACAAGUAAUUUGCCCGUAGCCUGACAACAUUCAGGGUGCUAAAACAGUGCAUGAUACCUGUCCUCUGUGGUGACGUACAAUCACAGAAAUUAUGUCUCUUCUGUGUUCUGCUGCAUACCCACACAUUCCUUGCUUUCUGGUGCCUCAUUAUGACAUCAUAUAUGACAUGGAACCCUUCCAUUGGUCUUCUUUUAUAAUGUCUAGCAUAUACAAGUCUUUGUGGCAUUUUCUGAUGACAUAUACACCUUGUAACAUCAUGGUCCUAUUGAAACCAAUUACAACCCAGUAUAGGGUAUACAUAUACAACUUGGUGGUCCUUGUUUCCUUGCCCUAUCUUGGGUCUUGUUACCUGAAAGUGUGCUUACACUGUGUAUUUGAUGUGCUUUUUUUCUGACCUCGGCUUGUUUGACUAUUCUUGCUCUCUGUUAUGCUGACAUUGGCCUGACUAUCAACUGUGUAUUUUGUGUUAUGCUAGACCCUGGCUUGUCUCUCCUUUAUUCUCUGUCUGCUUGCUGACAUUUUAUUUAUCUGUCUCAGGCAUUAGCUAGCCCACUCUAAGGACCUGUAUGUAUUUCUUUACUGAUUUCAUUAGGUUUGCGCGUUAGGGUAUCCAUUCCUGAUAAACUGUAACUCCUAAUCAUAGCCAGAAAAAGUAAAUCUGAUACUCUGGUUACCAUGAGCCUAAAUAUUACAUUUUAUUCCCAUCUUCAUUUAUUCUUUUUUCUAACUCUGAGACACUAACCCAUGAACCUGACUCUUAAAGGUUAUAUCCCAUGUGCUUAUGUACCUAUAGUUAGCUGAGUGUCCAUGUUCCAUCUGUUUUUGGUGACUCUAAACUCUAUCUUUGUCUUCAUCGUAAUGAAUAUACGGUCAUGUUGAAGCUAGAGUUGCCAGUCCUGGCCCUCCUGUUGUUCUCCAUGGGAAUGGUUAUAAGCGUAUAUAAGCCUGCAUAGGUUUAUAAAUGCAUAUUACAUAUUUUUAAUUUUAUACAUGAUGACUGUUACAGAACCUACAGUAUUGCCUGGAAACCUCAGCCCAACGGGGUACCCAAAACCUUUUCUUUACAGUCCUUAAUAUUGCUUCCUAUCACUGAGAACAAAGACUGUUUGUGCAUUUGCAUUCCCCAAAGUGACUAAUCGUGCAUUUGGCCCUCACUGUUCGAAUACCGAAUAUUUUGUCGAACGACCGACCACCCAGAGCAGAAGUGUGCCAGCAACUAACCCUCUUGACUUGUAAAAACCUCAAACACCUCAACGUUCCAAUGGAUUAACAGGGUGGUUAGCGUCCGUCUGUGCGAACACGUGGCAGCGUCCAUUUUGUUUAGUCGAACGCACUCAGCGGUGUUUGGUUGUCGACAGCGUGGAACUAUUUUUGGCUACCUUUUUCCACAAACACCGCUGAACUUCUACCUUCUGUGCGUUCAACUAGACUCAUACAAACAAGGCGCUAAUUCGUGAGUUUAUUCAUCCGAACAAUCUGCAUCCAGUGAUAGCAGGCAUGAACAGUUCCGUUCGUGAAUUUUAUACUUAUUACAAAGGGAGAAUAGACUGUUCGAAGAGACUGAAAUUGUGGAACUAUUUUGGGCAGAAAAAUGUGCGAGCGGUCGGUCACAUCCACCUUUUCACUAACACCCGAACCACUGGUCCAAUUCAUGCCAUUUUUGGAUAUGUUGUUUCCCUGAAUGUAUGGGUUAUUAAAAUGUAACUUUUAUUAAGAUCCUAUGCAUAGUUUUAACGUUAUGGAAAAUGCAGAAAAGUAUAUUUUUUUAGCUUGGAGAUAAUGGAGCUGAUAUAACGAUUAACUCAAUUAUCUCCUAAGCAGAGGGGAGGAAUGUAUUGUAAUUAAUAAGUGUGCUUUUACUGUACAAUUGUAACUGAUUGGCUGCUGUAUUUCAUUUGUCAGUGCCCCACAAGGUCCACGUGGGUGGUAACCUUACUGUAAAACCUGCAUAAAAGCAGCUGCUUGUGUGGUCAUUAAAUCAGUUCUGCUUAACCCUUCAAAAUGUAGCCUCGUCUCAUUAUUGAAAGGGAACUGCUCAGCAUAAUCACUAGCUCUAUUAAGAGCUCUGCUUUACUCUCUACUCUGAUCCAGCGGAUGGGAUAGCGCAUCUCCACUACAGCACAGCAUCUUGCCAGGAAGAAGGACGUCUCCAACGGCUGAUACCCCUCUACAACCUGGGUAGCCGUUACAAUGACAUUUACUCCAGAUAACUAAGACUCCUAGAUAUUUCAACUAGAUUGUACAAUGGAUUUUAGACUGAUGUCCUCAAACCCAGAGUCAGGAAGAUAUUUUUUCUCUAUGUCUCCAGUCUACUGGUAUCAUGAUUUUACUACAUUCAUAUGAUGGUUUGCAAAUUAUUUUUUAUAUACUGUGAUUUACAUUGUAGUGUGAUGUAGGGGCAUUCAGUAUUCAUGUAGUAUCAAUAUCAUCAGUUACAAUAUCAUGUGUAUAUCUAUAGGACACAAUAGAGGGAUUGGACAAUACACAAUCAAUACACAAUGGUAAAUGUACGAUUGUUAAUCCUUUACAGAAAAAUGCUUGCAAUUGACAUGGCAUGGACAUUAUGAGUCAAAAGAUAUAUGUUUUAAAAAUUUUAUGGUAUUAACUGCACUUGCCCUUAGUCUUCUGAAGUACAGAGGAAUAAUGUGCCAAGCAAAACCAUGAAUUGUUGGAUAUUAAAUCUUAAUAGCAAAACUGGAACUAAAAUAUCUGUGACUGUAACAGAGCUGGAUAUUUUUCAGAAUACCUAUUUAAGCCUAAAUUUUACUAUUCUGAUUUAAUUCUGUAAAUUCUUAUUAAGCAACAAUGUAAGUGAUUAACCAAGACAAACACAUUGGUAUUUUUGUUAUUAAUAAAUGUGUCUUUGGUCAUCCAAACAAUAUAAUCUUUCUCUUAGGUCACAUAUUUCACACAUAUACAAACUGUUCUACAAUGUAUUAGCAUUACUUUUUUUUCAUUUUUUUUUUUUUCUUUUCAUUUUCAAUUAUGAUGAAUUGAAUUUUGGCACUUAACAAAUGCUCAUCGUGUCCUAGAGUAAUUAAGUCCAAAUGUACUAUAUAUUGAUUAGAUAAAAAUAGGAUUUUAAAAUAGAUUAUUUAAGGUAAUUUUCAGGUGACAAAACUGCCUUAAGCUCUCCUUACAAAAAUCUAAUUGAAUGAAAUUCCUCUGCAUAUUCCAUUUGAACAAUCUGUCGAUGUAAUUACUUUGCAGAUAUGUUUUAAUGAGUAUAUUUAAAUUGAGAAUACCUAUAUCUGUUACAUAAAACAGUCAGUCCUUUUCAAGAAUAUUUAAUUUACAGAUUCUUAGGGCUGUAGUCUAUUAAAUGUAUUAAAUGAGAUCAAUGUAUCUGCUUUUUUUAAUCUCACAUUUGUCUAAUGUAUUUUUGGAACAAUAGAAUUGGUUAUCUGUAUUUGAUACUGGUGCAUAAGAAAUAUAAUCCAUCUUUUGGUAUGUUAAAAUAAAAUGAUAAUACAUUUAAAAUACAUUUACAUUUUUAAGCCUGUGGUUUGAGGGUACAUGGAUUUUCAAAAUGAACAUCUACAAUCUUAUCAUCAAAUAAAUGUUAAACUUGAGGUUUUUAAUUUUUAAACCUUGCAUGUUAUAGCAUGGACUGUUUCUGUUUCAUUUAGAUAAAAGCUAGCAAGGAUGAUGUAAAUGUAGAGCAUUUGGACAAAGAGCCUGAAGAGAUUUAUGUAGACAUGGUGCCAUAUGCUGAUGGUAAGUUAUCCGAUUUUCAGAUUUUUGGUACUUUUAUUAAAGUAAAAUUUUUUGGCAUAUAUUAUUUCGAUUUUUUUAUUUUAAAUUAUUUUUUUUAAUUUAUCAUUUAGAAUAUAUUUUCAACACUGCAAAAUGUAAAAGCAGUUGUAUAAAAAUCAAUACAGAAAUAAGCGUAAUCAGUAAAGUUUAGAAAGAAAAAUGUUUGCAUGUGCAGGCAAUAUAAAGGUGACAAGACUAAAAGACCAAAUACAUUUAAGAGAAUAUACUUUCUCAAUUAAACUUCAAGAACUAUUCUUCGUCAGUUUCAGAAGACUGCAACUGAAAGUAGGUUAGAAUGAUAUCACUAUAGUUCGGAUAAGAGGUUCAAUAAAAAGGAAAAAGAAAAUAUUCACUAACAAAGUACUCCACCGCCUAUCUUAGCACAGAAGGAGUGAUGCUUCUAACAUCCCAUUUAUGUGAGUGCAUUGGUUUAGAGGCAACUGAAGCCCAAUGCUUACAGAAGUAAAUUGGAGGUGUUGGCCUUCAUGAUAAGUGACCUGGGGAUCUGCAUCUAUAUGGAAUUUUUGAAUCUCUCAGGAGUUUAACAGUAGACAAUGAUUUCUGUCAAUUGAAUGAGUUCUGGUAGAAGGAGAGGCUAUAGAGAUCAAACUAGAGAGGAGUUUUCGCUUUCACCACAAACAAAAACAAAUGGGAACAUCCCGUUGAGCAACACCAGAUAGUCUAAGAGACUUGGGAAGAAGUAUGUCCUUCCAAAGAUAAGUGAUUUGCCUCCUUACCAUACAACAAUGUCAUAAAAGCCAUCUAAAUAGUUGUGGGAAUUCCCCAAUAUCCACUCUGGCAGCUGUGACAACUGUGCCUGUGCCUCUGACUUUAAUUGAUGCCUCAUCUAAGGUGUCCACAUCUUUUAUUUGAGUAUCCAUGUUAGUUUGUUUACUUUUAAUGUCCAGAGUAAUUUCCUCCACAGAGUUAAAGUCCUAAAAAAGUCAAAUAUGCUGUUAAAGUGCCCAAAUGUAUAUCCUAGGGUGUUAUAUUAACAUAUAACACUCUCCUGACAGGCCCUUCAACUCUCCUCACUAUCGGCAGGCAAAAUGUUAAAAGUACAGAAAUGGUCAAUCCUUGUCAUGCUGGCACCUACAGCAAACUAUGACUUUACAUACCUCCUCUUUAUGUAUCUUCUCUAUAUUUUGCUGCACGUACCUGUAGGUAUGUUGUGCAUAAAGACACAUACUGAAAAAAAGCAAACAUUCUCACUUUAAAAAUCACAAAUAUAUUAAUACUUGUCUAUUAAACCCCCUCAUCAUUGAUUUUGUUCUAUGGGAUAAUCGUCUAUCUUUUUCCACUGUGAGAUUUUAAUAGUCAAAUGCCAAAAUAAGAACAAUGUAUCACCUCCUAAAAUGUCUUAGAUAGUGAUGUACCGAACGGUUCGCCGGCGAACGGUUCCUGGCGAACAUAGCAUGUUCGCGUUCGCCACGGCGGGCGAACAUAUGCGCGGUUCGACCCGCCCCCUAUUCGUCAUCAUUGAGUAAACUUUGACCCUGUACCUCACAGUCAGCAGACACAUUCCAGCCAAUUAGCAGCACAGCCUCCCUAGCAGACCCUCCCACCUACUGGACAGCAUCCAUUUUAGAUUCAUUCUCAAGCUGCAUGCUUAGUAAGAGGAGGGAAAGUGUAGCUGCUGUUCAUAAGAUAGGGAAAAGCAUAGCUAGGUUAGGGAUAAGGGUAUGCUUUUUUUUUAUUUUUUUUUUCUAUGUAAUGUAAAUGCACUUAGUUGUCUGCCACUGCUGCCAGCUUCUGUGUCAGGCUCACAGUGCCCAUUUCCCCAGUCAGUGCCACCACUUACAUCUGGUGUCACAAUAGCUUGGAUUUAAAAACAAAAAACUUUUUUCACUGUUAUAGAUUGAAUAGUAGUCAGUUGUCUGCCACUGCUGCCAGCUUCUGUGUCAGGCUCACAGUGCAUACUGCGCCCAUUUCCUCAGUCAGUGCCACCACUUACAUCUGGUGUCACAAUAGCUUGGAUUUAAAAACAAAAAACUUUUUUCACUGUUAUAGAUUGAAUAGCAGUCAGUGUCCUUAAAGCGGGUGUGUUACGCUAACAGUGGAUACGCUGACCAGUGCCACUAAUUAGAUCUGGUGUCACAAUAGCUUGGAUUUAAAAAAUAAUAAUCUUUUUUCACUGUUAUAGAUUGAAUAGCAGUCAGUGUCCUUAAAGCGGGUGUGUUACGCUAACAGUGGAUACGCUGACAAGUGCCACUAAUUAGAUCCUGUGUCACAAUAGCUUGGAUUUAAAAACAAAAAACUUUUUUUACUGUUAUAGAUUGGAGGAGGGCAGCAGUUAGUUAUCUUCAGCGGGUGUCAGGCCUACAGCCUGUACUCUCUGCACACACACAACUGUGCCAGUGCACAUUACCACUAUAUCUGGUCUCACAGUAGCUUGCACGCAUAGUACCACUAAUCCCAACAAAAUGACAGGCAGAGGCAGGCCACCCACUUGGGGGCUCAUAAAAUGGUCAUUAGUUGCUGUGAUUCCCUUCGGCCCUAGAAUAAUGCCCAGUUUUCAGAGGCCACGUACCCUGAACUUGAAAAGUUCUGAGGACAUAGUUGACUGGCUAACACAGGACACCCAAUCUUCUACAGCCUCCGCUCAGAACCUUGACGCACCAUCCUCCUCCAGCUUAGCUUCAGGCACCUUUCAAGAUACCACUCACCCGCCUGCCGCCACCACCAAAACUAGCACCACAGCCGCUUCGGUUGGUAUGUCAGAGGAGUUAUUCACACAUCCGUUUGAAGAAAUGAGUGAUGCGCAACCAUUAUUGCCAGAGGAUGUAGAUAACAGGGAUAUGUCUCAGGCAGGCAGCAUUACACACAUGGACGUACGGUGUGAUGAUGAUGAUGAUGUUGCACCCGCUGCUGCUUCCUUUGCUGAGUUGUCAGAUACAAGUGAAGCGGUUGAUGAUGACGAUGCGUCCAUGGAUGUCACGUGGGUGCCCGCUCGUCAAGAAGAAGAAGAACAGGGCGAAAGUUCAGAUGGGGAGACAGGGAGGAGGAGGAGACGAGUUGGAAGCAGGGGGAGGUCGUCGCAAGGAGCUAGUGGCACAGUCAGACAGCAUGCAUCGGCACCCGGGGUCAGCCCGACAGCGCGCCAAUCAACGCAUGCUGUGUCCACCACCAGAAUGCCGUCAUUGCAGAGCUCAGCAGUGUGGAAUUUUUUUUGUGUGUCUGCCUCUGACAGCAGCGAUGCCAUUUGCAACCUGUGCCAAAAGAAACUGAGUCGUGGGAAGUCCAACACCCACCUAGGUACAACUGCUUUGCGUAGGCACAUGAUCUCACAUCACAAACGCCUAUGGGAUCAGCACAUGAGUACAAGCAGCUCGCCUACUCUAAGCCGCCAGCCUCCUCCUGGUCCAGCAUCUUCAGCCACGUCAGCCACUGCUGUCCUCCUUGUCCCCUCUCAACCAUCCGCCACUCCGCCUCCCGCCUUGAGCAGUUCACGCUCAUCUUCCAUAACCUCCUCGGGCUGGGUCCUGUUCUGCUGCUGCUGUGUAUUGCUCCCAUUAAAGGUUGGUAACAGUGAUUAAACUGAUAACAAUAGUACUAAACACCACUCUCACUCACUGGUGUCACAAUAGCUUGGAUUUAAAAACAAGAAUUUUUCCCUGUUAUAGAUUGAAUAGCAGUUGGUUAUCUUCAAACUGGUGUGUCGGCCCUACUGGCGUGUGCUCUGCCAGUCUGCCACCUCCUCUACUCCUCCUACUCCAUCCUCUUCCACUGUACCUCCUCGGCUUAGUCCUCUUCUGCUGCUGCGUCUUGCUCCACAUCAAUGGAUGGUAACAGUGAUUAAACUGAUAACAAUAGUACUAAACACACCACUCCUAUCUGGUGGCACAUUAGAUUGCACGCGCAGUGCCCCAAAUUUGUUGUGAUCUGUGGGUAAGGUAAACGGUUGUCCAUACAAGUAGGUUGCAGCUUUUUGAGGGCCCACACCACCGCUAUGCACUCCUUUUCAAUGGCAGUGAAUAUACUUCGCUGUGCAAAAGUUUACGGCUUAGAUAAGCCCGGGUUGCUAGCCACCAUCUGCUCCGACUUGGCUCAAUACUGCUCCCAAUCCAAGCAUAGAAGCGUCUGUAUGGACGAGAAAGUGUUUAGUUGGAUCAGGAGAAGAAAGUACAGGUGAUUUAAGGAGCGCCGUCUUGAGCUGUUGGAAGGCCUGUUCACAUUCUGGGGCCCAUACUGCUAUCUUGGGGAGGUUUUUACACGUUCCUAUAUGGCACUUACUGGGCUUUAGGGUCAGUCCGGACUCCCUAAUCCGGUCUAUUACGGCUCCUAUGUGGGUCAGGUGUUCGGGCCAGGAGCUGCUAAAAAUGUCUAUACCAUCCAAGUAGGUGUGUAUCAGUGUGUAUCAGGGAUCCUUAGGACAGGUGUCAAUCCAUAUCACCUUAGUGACCCUAUGUUGGGGAGUAACAUUCCCUAUUCUGAUCUGUGUCAGUGUGUAUCAUGGAUCCUUAGGACCAGGUGUCAAUCCAUAUCUAUAAAGUGACCUAUGUUGAAUUAACAUUCCUAAUUCUGAUCUGUGUCAGUGUGUAUCCAGGGCUCUGAGGACGGGUGUCAAUCCAUAUCUGCCAUGUGACCCUAUGUAGGAGGAACAGUCCCUAUUCUACUCUGUGUCAGUGUGUAUCAGGGAUCCCUAGGACAGGUGUCAAUCCAUAUCUGCCAGAGUGACCCUAUGUAAAAGGCCUGAUGAGAUGAGCUGCCUUGGGCUAAAAAUGGUCCACACGCUGCUGUAUUUUUAGCUCUGAAUGCCGCUUGACUUGCGUGACUUAUCCGCCACCAACUAGGGUUCAAGCCGCCAGUGUGUACUUUAUAAAUGGCUUUAUAAAGCGGUGUGUACUUUAUAAAUGGCUCCACCUGCCACCCGUACAGCAACACAGUCUCCAGUUAGGAGGACCAACCAAGCAUCUUCUUCCAUCUGCCUGUUACAGAAAUUACUGCGUGUACACGACCACUGAUAGGAGACGCAGAAGGUAUUAAACUGAUAAAAAUAGUACUAAACACACCACUCCUAUCUGGUGUCACAUUAGCUUGACCGCGCAGUGCCCCAAAUUUGCAGUAAGGGGACCGACCAAGCCUCUUCUUCCAUCUCCCUGUUACAAAAAUCAAUGCCGUGUACACGUCCACUGAUAGGAGACGCGGAAGGUAUUAAACUGAUAAAAAUAGUACUAAACACACCACUCCUAUCUGGUGUCACAUUAGCUUGACGCGCGGUCCCCCAAAUUUGCAGAAAAGGGACCGACCAAGCCUCUUCUUCCAUCUCCCUGUUACAAAAAUCAAUGCCGUGUACACGUCCACUGAUAGGAGACGCGGAAGGUAUUAAACUGAUCAGAACAAUACUAAACACACCACUCCUAUCUGGUGUCACAUUAACUUGACAGCGCAGUGCCCCAAAUUUGCAGUAAGAGGACCGACCAAGCCUCUUCUUCCAUCUCCCUGUUACAAAAAUCAAUGCCGUGUACACGACCACUGAUAGGAGACGCGGAAGGUAUUAAACUGAUAAAAAUAGUACUAAACACACCACUCCUAUCUGGUGUCACAUUAACUUGACAGCGCAGUGCCCCAAAUUUGCAGUAAGAGGACCGACCAAGCCUCUUCUUCCAUCUCCCUAUUACAAAAAUCAAUGCCGUGUACACGUCCACUGAUAGGAGACGCGGAAGGUAUUAAACUGAUAAAUUAAACUGAUAAAAAUAGUACUAAACACACCACUCCUAUCUGGUGUCACAUUAGCUUGACCGCGCAGUGCCCCAAAUUUGCAGUAAGAGGACCGACCAAGCCUCUUCUUCCAUCUCCCUGUUACAAAAAUCAAUGCCGUGUACACGACCACUGAUAGGAGACGCGAAGGUAUUAAACUGAUCAGAACAAUACUAAACACACCACUCCUUUUUUUUUGGUGAGGCUUUACAGGACAGAGUGCUUCUCCACGGGACAUGUUAACUCACAGGCAGUUGGCUCAUCAAGGAACCAGAGCAGCUUUCCAUGUACAGGUAAGACACGUGCAGCCGGUAAGGGUUCAGGCUCUUCUUCCUGGAGGAUACGCUGCAAGCCUGUUGAACGAGGUGACCUUGCUCGGGUCCCAGGUGUGCGGUUCCUAAAAUGGCUGCCAUAUAAUUCCCAUCAGAUAUUAGAGAUUGAAGGGUAUUAAACUGAUCAGAACAGUACUAAACACACCACUCCUAUCUGGUGGCACAUUAGCUUGACCGCGCAGUGCCCCAAAUUUGAAUUAAGAGGACCGACCAAGCAUCUUCUUCCAUCUCUCUGUUACAGAAAUCACUGCCAUAUCCAUACAAAUUGUACAGAAUGUCCAGGAUAGUUUUCCAGGGACAAAUGUUGUCGCCUGUUGAACGAGGUGACCUUGCUCGGGUCCCAGGUGUACGGUUCCAAAAAUGGCUGCCAUAUACACGUCCACUGAUAGGAGACGCGGAAGGUAUUAAACUGAUCAGAACAAUACUAAACACACCACAAAUAAGGUUUCUCUCCUGUAUGGCUCCUCAAAUGAUGCUUAAGAUUAGAAGCGGCUGAAAAGCAUUUCUCACACUCAACAAAAAUAUAUUUUUUUAACAUUCUCUCCACUUUGAACGAAAUGACGUUUGGGAAGAGAUUAACAUAAUUAAACACAGGCAGUAAAAAUACAGUUUUUAGCCAUACACUGUAACUUUAAAACCACACAUCCCAUCUUCAUAAUUACAUAUUUGGAAUCAGCACACUUAAAACAUAAACAUAACCAAAAAUCAGCCAAAUCCAUCCAGGGGUUAAAAAGUUAGCUUGAGGUCCCUUUAUGACCGACCGCAAGCACAUUUUCCUGCCCAAAACCGUUCCAUAGAUUUGGGCUGUGAGGUUGGUCUAUUUCAGGUUGAAAAAACGACUAAGUCCCAUCGCCGAAUUGGACUUAGUCUCUGCAGCUGAAAUAAAGGCUGAAAAAACGGGUGCUGAAAAGACCACGGCCCCCACCGGCUGGUCGGCCCCUUAGCCGGAAAUAAUUUCCCAUUUACUGAACCAAGUGGGAAAUAGCAAGGCAGGCACAAAGGGUUUGCACCCACAGGCUCCAGUAUCACAGGGGACACCGCCUUAAAGGGGUCAACAAGUCUGGGGACACUGUCUUAAAGGGGCAGUGUCCCAAUCUUCCUGAUGUCCCAAAAAGGUGCUUAAAGGGCCAGCACCAGUCACAUAAAGAGUCCAUAAGCCCCAAUAUGCCCACCGACAGUCUUAAAGGGCCAUACACACCAAAUAAAAGUGCAUACAUUUUCACAAUCUCCCAGGGGUCAUAGUCAUGCGGGAGGAGGCUGGCAAAUAGGCUUCUCCACAACCCAGGGAAGCAGGGCAAUUUUCAAUUUAAAGGGUCCGUUACAAAUAGCAGUUUGUGGUCAAUCCAUAUCUGCCAAGUGACCCUAUGUAGGGGACCAGUCUCUAUUCUGCUCUGUGUCCGUGUGCAUCAGGGGCUCUGAGGACAGGUGUCAAUCCAUAUGUCAAGGUGUCAAUAUGUCAUAUGUCAGGUGUCAAUCCAUAUUCAUUGUGAUUUAGGAAUGUUAGGUGAUUUCUGCCCUUUAUGGAUUAAAACCAGACUCUGUAUCAACUGUGUAAUUUUCCAUGGGAGUUUUGCCAUGGAUCCCCCUCCGGCAUGCCACAGUCCAGGUGUUAGUCCCCUUGAAACAACUUUUCCAUCCCUAUUGUGGCCAGAAAGAGUCCCUGUGUGUUUUUAAAAUUCGCCUCCCCAUUGAAGUCAAUGGCGUUUCGGGCGGUUCGCCGGUUCGCGAACAUUUGCGGAAGUUCGCGUUCGCCGUUCGCGAACCGAAAAUUUCGGGUUCGCGACAUCACUAGUCUUAGAGUUGGAGGGUGCAUUAUAGAGAAAGAGCAAGGUAGAUACAUGUAGAUUGGUAUAGGUGUAUUAGUCAAGAUCUGAAUAAGACAUGAAACUCUUAAAAGACAGUUUUCUAAUAUAUUUUGUUAGUCCAAUAAAAUAUAAAUUAUUGCAGUAUCCAGUGAUUUCUCGCUGUCUAUGUUUCUCUAUGUUUCCUAAAUAUUUUGAUAAAAUCCAUUGCUCUAUCUAUCUAUCUAUCUAUCUGUCUAUCUAUCUAUCCUAAAUUAUUAUGCAUUACAGUGACACAAACCAAUCACAGGAUUCCUAGCUCUAUUUAACCACCCCCAGACUGGUAAGUUUUGUGUUGUAGUGGUUUCCAUUGUGAUAAUCCUAACAACCUGGAAGCGCCUCUAGAGGCUGUCUGGUAACCCUGUAAUAUAUUUAUUGCAGUUUUUCAAUAACUGCAAUAAUUGCAAUUAAACGGUUAAAGUGUCAGGUACUGUACCCAAACCCCUUCAAUGAGCUGAAGUGGCCUGGGUGCCUCCCUUUAAGCUCUUUGUGUUCGGCCUGGAAUAACCAUGACACAAUACACAGCAUACAUCAAUGUACAGGCUGCUAAAUAAGCAAAUACAUUUAAUUUAUACAUUGGAAUAUAAUGUCUAAUAGUCUAUUUAAGUUGCAUCUUGCCAUAAAUAUUCACAACCUUCUCACACAGGGGAAGGUUGUGACCAUGGAUCAAAGGAGAGUACAUUUGAUGAAAGAGAAGAAAUUUCACACAAUGAAACUGUAGAGGAAAAUGAUAACGUGUAUCCACAGAAUGAAGACUCCAGUGAAAACCUGCAAUUAACAGGAAAUGCUAAGAGCCCUGAAGACAUUUUAGAAGGUAUUUUUUAUGAUAUAUUAAGUAUAUUUGUUUCAUAAAUUAAACUUUGUUAAAAUUUUGAAAGUCAUAUAAACUAUAGAUAAUAACAUGAUAGGAUACUACAUUAAAUAUUGAAUUUACUUGUAGGUCAACCUAAAAUAAAUGGUUCCAGGUUCUUAGUAUCUCUGGACUAGAACUUUGGGCAAACCUCAUCAAUUAAAUGUGAAAUGUCAUGUGAUUUUGCAUUUGUACCUUGAGACUUAAAGCAGAAUAUUUGAUUUGUCUGUUUGUUUUCUACCUAGUAUAAAAGGGACAUUCUAUAACUACUACAGCUGGUUAUGGUAAAAUGAUUGUUAUCAGUUUCCCUUGAGUGAAAGACAUGUUAUAAACAAACCAAAAAAAAGUGUUGUGCUCAAAAUAGAUAAAUGCUUAUCAGAUAUCUUUGCAAAACAAUCUGUAAAAAAAUAACACAAAAAAAUAAUGAUAUAUAGGAAGGCUGAGCCUUUAAACAAAGCCUAAAGUUAUGGGAAGGGUUACAAGGUCUAUAAAACACAGGCUUCCCCUUCAUCUGAGCUGAGACUGCCUGGUUCAGUACAGAACCAUCUACUUCUGGUUCAAAGGUCAUCAACACAAACUACACAAACUCCAAACAAGCUGGUCUUGGCCUUGUGCAACCUACGUAAAUAUUCACUUUGCCUAACUCGAGUAAAGAGCAGCCACCUUACUCAAAGCUCUCAUACAUCCGCUAAUUCUCAUACUGGCCAGUCCGCUACUCAUGAAUCUCAAUUAGCUCUUUUGGACUUCUUCUCCUAUACCUUGACACAUGGUCCUCAGGCCUUUACUACAAAUGCUUCAUUUGGCCCUUGGUGGUCUUACCACUACAACUUAUGUUUGCCUUCCUGCUGCUUGGGGGUUAUAUGUUGACCUAUUAUACUAUAUUUAAGUACAUCACUUGGUGUACAAAUAAAAAUACAAAUAAUAAAUAAAUAUUAAAAAAAAUAGAUACAAAUGCAGAAAGAUAAGUACUGCGCUGACUCCCAUCACUGGGCGGCACCAACGACAACAGUACACAUCAGCCCCAAUAUAUAGUAAAAACCAAAGAAAACAAGUUACCUCCCUAUGUAUUUUUAUACAAAUGGAGGUUUUUUAGUUACCUCCAGUGGCCAUGAGAGGAUAAGCUCACCUCCCAACAUCAAGGCAGACCCCCUCAGGUGGGUCCUAGCUCUAAUCAUUCACCUUGCUUCCUUGAGCUUCUGGCAAAAAUCCCUAAUGAGAAAGAAAGGGGUAUUCUUUAUAUACACCCCUAUAUAUUAUUAACUCAUAAUAGGGAACACAUGUGAUGGGCAGCUGCAUUGUAACAAGGCUGAGUGAUACUAAAAAUGGAUACAAAUGCAGAAAGAUAAGUCCUGCGCUUCUGGCAAAAGAUCUCUAAUGAGGAAAGAUCUCUAAUGAGACAUAAAUAAAAUAGAUUUUACAACAAGUAGACCAGAUCGAACUACAGAGCAUCACAACUGUCCAUUUCACAACUCCUACAACCUUGGUACGAAUAACCUGCAUUUAUAUACAUCUCAUGCAUUUAUAUACAUCUCAUGCAGCCUAUUAUCCACCCGGGAGUUCAAGAUAUAUAUUUGUCACAUCAGCCUCCCACUGCAAUACCUCUUCAUGCAGCCCUCACAACAUAUGUUACACACGGCCCUCUAUGGGCAUUCAACUGUGACACAAUUUUGAUCCCUCAUUUGGGCAAUUACAUAAGACAUAAGAAUUAAAUAUAGUAAUCUUGGCCUUCCACUGCAGUACCCCUACAGGCGGCCCUCACUCCAUACGUUACAUAUGGCCCUCCAUGGGCAAUCUACUAUGACACAAUUUCGGCCCCUCAUUUUGGGCAAUUACAUACGACAUUUCUUUCUUUACAAGGGUCUACUACAAUCCUGUAAUACUGUGCUUGGCUAUUCUGCUCGGCCUUGUUAGAGAGGGUCACACAAUUCCUUUCUAUAUGACCCUCUCUCUGCACUCUUGAGAACUUAAAACCCCUCAUUACACAUUUAACCAUAUUCAGGCCUCUUUGGUCUGUCACCGUUUUACUGAAGCCUCAUAUAAUCCACAACUCCUGUCACAAGCACUUAUUUGAUCUCCUAUUUUGCUUCCUCCUAAUAAACUAAGGAUAUUAAAAAUGUUUUCAUACUUCAGGUUCUUGUGGAAAGACACACAGUUGGAACUCUUAAUUUGAUGCAUUACUACUAGGUAUCUCUCUUUGAUAUCCAUAUUGAUUGGCCUAGGCUUAUGCUCAUAAUCAUAAGUCACAUUAUUAUCUAAGUUUCUACUAAGCCUAUUUAUCAUCCUGUUGUUGAUGUUUUAAUCUAUAACCCCAACAGGUAUAUUAUACCCUUAUCUCAAUUACCAUUUACAUCACCCUGGACAUAUUCCCAUUAGCAUUCUCAUUGUGUCUUAAGGUUUCUCUCUAUGAUAUUCCUUUUUCAAGCUCAACCACACACUAGUUGGGCAAAAUACAUAUGUUCCAACACACUUCCCAUCAAUUCAUUAUGUUUCUAUUCCUCUACAUUCUUUAGGGAUAUAGGGGUAUUGUUGCUAACCAUAUUCUAGGACAACUCCCAUCCUCACGUGGAGGUAUUAGUCAGUCGGCCCAACUCAUAUCAAGAGCCUCGCUCCAACCUCUCCAGGUUUAAGAUAGACCUGUCAUGGCCACUCAUUUGAAUCUCUUACUUGUGACCAAGAGGCCAACAUCCUCAUUACUUUGUUUGGUGUCCUCAGUACCUUGGCCAAUUCAUAGAGCCUUUCACUGCCAUUUGGCGUUUAGUAGGGCCUCUUGUUUUGUUAAUUUCUUAACCAUUUCUGCACUAUGCAAGCCUCAUUUACUCUUGGAGUCAGAAACCCCUAACUCAGGUUUUCCUAACCCUUCCAUGGAGUACCAUACUUUAUACCCCUUACUUCCAUCCUCAAAGGUAACAUCACCAGUUGCAACCCAGCACAUGAGCUCUCUUCUCACAUUUUAUUACAUUAGCAAAUUUAGUUCCCCUGUCAAUAAGGAAGGAUAUAUUGGAGGGCUAAGCCUUCAAUUUGAUCUCCUUUUUAAUUGCCUCCUAGAAAAUCAUAGAGAACUAGGAAUACUGCCAGGAAGACUUGUCAAUAGAUUUGAAAGCUAGGGACACCAGACUGAACAAACUCCUGUACUAUGACCAAAAACCUCAGCCAAAUCCGCUUCUUAGCUGUUGGGGAGGGAUCCUGGAGCGCUUCAACCCCAGUCGCCAAAGCUUGAUUGUGGUUUCUCUGGAGCUUUUCCACCUGACCAGGCUGCAGCUCUCCUUCCAGGCAGGUAUUGUCUCCUAUGCCUAUUCCUUUGCAGUUCUGCUUAUAGUGCUUGCUAUUGCCUUUAAAAAGGCAUCACCAGUUGCAACCCAGCACAGUGUGGCCAGCCUCUUCUGGGGAGCCCAGGAGCUGGCCACCUCAGGGCCUCCUGCUUUUCUUGCUUCCAAAGCUCAGCUUGCAGGACAGCUUGCUACAGGAGACACAAUAACUUCCAAAGUCUCUCACUGCAAGACUUGAAACUCCUGGUAUCAAGUGUGUGAGAACAGACCAGGUUCAGAUACUUCUGAUACCAUUUUUCAGGCGAUAUAAAUAAAGACACUGCCAGGUAUUAAUGUAUAGCAGCCAUGUUUCAGGAGAUACAGGAAGGAAGCAUACAACCAAACAUAACAUCCAUAACAGCUUCCUUAUGAAUUCCAUAAACCCCCCAAAUUGUCAUAUCUUUCAGGAGAGAGUCUAGGUAAAACCUAGUGGCUAAAAGGGGUACACCCAGGGAGUCACUUUUAACAGGGCUGCUGUGUACUGGGUCUCCAGGAACAGAGAGGAUGGACUCUCCUGGCUUUUCAAAGUGGCUUGGUGAGCAUAAAAUGAAACAGUAAACCUUUUUAUUUUAUUUGUAUUUAUUUUUUUAAAAGGAGAAUUUAUACACAGCCAGGUAGGACAGGAAAAAAAGACUGAAGAACCUGUCUGGUAGGAGGGUUAUUUAUAGCUUUUAUUUCCUGUCCUAAACAGCCAAGUGGGCAGAGCCAACCUUAUUUUAAUGCUGCCAUGGAUUAGCUAGAAAGGAAAUCUUCUUGAGCAUAAACUAUGGAGGUAGACAAAACCAGGAACCCCUCAAUGAAACACUAUAACAUCAUAUUGUAUUACUAUACAAAGAAAAACUGGUUUCUUUAAACAAUUAAUGGAGCAUCACACAAAAAUAAUUCUUACCAGAUGAUUAUAUUCUUUUUUUCCUCUUAGGAUGAAUGUACUAGUUGAUAAUUAUAUGAUGUCUAAUGUUUAAUUCUCAUCAUUUUGUGUUUAUUUAAUAAUUGUAUAAGAUACAUAAAUCUUUUAAUAAUUACAUGCAAUCUGUAUGCAUCUUGAAGCCAGUAAGAAUCAUUAGAUUGUAACAAACAGUCAAAUGCUUUUGAUUUUCCUGUCAAAAAAGCUGACGUUUUAAUUAGCUAGGUUAGAAAUCCAAUGUGCAAGCAUGCUUUCUUGAGAUAAGAUAAUAUGGGAUCAAUUAGGCUCAUCAUGGCAAUGUUAAUGCAUUUUGUAGGAUUCCUUGCUGUUUGUGUAUGCAAUUUUUCCUAUUUACACAUUUUAUAAAAUGUUCCCAGAAGAAAGGACUUACAUUAAAAAUAAAUAACUAAAUACAAUGCACCACUAAAUGGUAUAAUGUCAGACUAAAGAGUGGCUCCAGAACAGCAUUUACCGACAUGCAAAAUGUGGGAAAAUGCUGCCAAACUAUUCUAAGAUUGUUCACAUUCGAGUAAUCUACAUAACCCUACUAUUUAUAGCUAAUGCAGUGGCGGAUCCAGAGCCUGAUCUCGGGAGGGGCACUUGUAGAUUAUUUAAAUAAAUAAUCCAGGCACAAUAACUACUACAGCUCAGUGUAGUAGUUAUGGUGUCAGUAGUGCCAGGAUUACACCCCAGAGUAAGUAGUCAUACUGUUUAAGAACAGUUUGACAACUUACCUGGGGUCUGCUGGGAUAUAGGGUAUAGGAGCAGUGGUGUGUGUUAAGGGUGAAGUGUGUGAGUGCGGCAGUGUAUGUCAGGGACAGUGUUUGUGGGGCAGUGUGUGUAUGGGGACAGUGUUUGUGGGGCAGUGUGUGUGUAUUGGGACAGUGUUUGUGGGGCAGUGUGUGUAUGGGGGGCAGUGUGUGUAUGGGGAUAGUGUUUGUGGGGCAGUGUGUGUAUGGGGACAGUGUGUGUAUGGGGGACAGUGUUUGUGGGGCAGUGUGUGUAUGGGGACAGUGUGUGUAUGGAGGGGCAGUGUGUAUAUGGGGACAAUGUUUGUGGGGAAGUGUGUGUAUGGGGGCAGUGUGUGUGUAUGGGGACAGUGUUUGUGGGGCAGUGUGUGUAUGGGGGGCAGUGUUUGUGGGGCAGUGUGUGUAUGGGUGGCAGUGUGUGUAUGGGGAGAGUGUUUGUGUAUAGAGGACAGUGUGUGUAUGGGGACAGUGUGUGUGUGUGUGGGACGUGUGUGUUUGUGUGGGGCAGUGUGUGUAUGGGGACAGUGUUUGUGGGGCAGUGUGUGUGUAUUGGGGGGCAGUGUGUGUAUGGGGACAGUGUGUGUAUGGGGACAAUGUUUGUGGGGCAGUGUGUGUAUGGGGACAGUGUGUGUAUGGGGACAGUGUUUGUGGGGCAGUGUGUGUAUGGGGGCAGUGUUUGGGUAAUGGGGCAGUGUGUGUAUGGGGAGGUGUGUAAUGCAGUGUGUGUAAUGGGGACGCAGUGUGUGUAAUGGGGGCAGUGUGUGUAAUGGGGAGGCAGUGUGUGUAUGGGGGGGCAGUUUGUGUAAUGGGGGGGCAGUGUGUGGUAUGGGGGGGCAGUGUGUGUAAUGGGGGGGGCAGUGUGUGGUAUGGGGGGCUGUGUGUGUAAUUGGGGGGGCAGUGUGUGUAAUGGGGGGGAAGGAGCUUUUAAAUAAUAUUUUUAUUUUUUUAAAUAAAAUAAAUAUCCUAUGUCCCCCCUCCCUUCUUACCUUUACUGGGGAGGAGGGGGGACAUAUUUCGAUCCCUGGUGGUCCCAGUGGUGAUUCCCUGGUGGUCCCAGUGGUGAGAGUGAACUCUAGCCCGCGCUCCCGGGCUAGAGUUCACUCUCGCGAGAUUUGGAGCGUUGCCGUGGUAACCGCGGCAACGCUCCAAAUCUCGAGAGAGGAGAAGCCGGAGGAGCUGCAGACUGAGCUCCGGGUCCUCUCUCACUCCCUCCCUCCGCCGCCGGCUGUCAGCACAGUGGCUGCGGACCGGGGAGGGAGAUCUCUGAUCUUCCUCCCCGGUCCGCAGGCACAUUGCACGGCUGGCAGGGGAGGGAGACCGGCGGAUUUCUCGGGGGGGGCAAUUGCCCCGUUGCCCCCCCUGGAUCCGCCAAUGCCAUAGAUGCAAGAUACAAGAUACACCCAGCUGCUAGAUUUUUACUGUAUUCAAUGUCACAUUAUUAAACAUUGUUUAUACACUGCACUACACCCUUUUCUGUUUCUUUCAACAUUUAUUUUCCUUUAUUCGAUGUGAAGACUCUGAUAAGGUAAGGGUUUGAAAGAGUUUUUCCCAGAAAUAUGUAAAGUUAAAGCAUGGAUUCACUCCCUUGUCUUUUUUUUGUCCCACAUAUGGUAAAAGAAGACUGCUCUAGAACUUUUGUAGGUGUGGUCUUCCCAGCAAAAGUAUUUACUGUGCUUGUAGGUGUACGUAGAUUUCUUAAUAUACAUUAACACCUACCUGCUGUGUAACCGCUGUAAUGGUUAUAGUGCUUGAAGUCUUCCUUUAAGUCUGGCAUCAGCCAGCAUAUUUAAUUAACUUCCAAUGAUAGCAUGUAAAUUCUACAUACUCCUGAGUAGCUCCACCUUUUAUCAGCACAUAGAAUUAAAGGUUGUCCACAAAAACAAGAUCACAGUGGCAAUUUGAUUAUCAUUUUAGGCCUUUCAGCAACACAAUCCUGUAAUAUUCACAAAGGUAAGGGUCGAUAAUGAUUAUCCUAGUUCAUUUAAGAAUAGCCUUAGCAAAAUUAUUUUUUUGUUUCUGUGCUGUAGUUUAUUUUUGUUUUACCUGGUAACACCCUCUGCACAACGUUUUCUAGACAAUGCAAUAAACCCAAAGUACUAAAUUACAUUCCAGUACUGCUUGAAAUCCCUUUUAGAGAUAAUAAAUUUAACAAAAUUGAUAUUGGAUUAAGGAGAUCCUGAACAAGUAGCACUUAUCCAUAGAGUGGAUUUAUAUAGAUAAAUACAUGAACAAUUCCUAUGAAAUUACUAAUCUUUAGCAUACUUGUCUUCAGUAUGUUGGAUCUAAAAAGAUUAAAAGAAGCACAGAGAUUAUAGUUUAGUCGGAAGAGCCAAUUAUAAAAACUCUGAUGUCCUAAAUUGUGUCUUUUCAGAAAGAAAAUCUAUAAUGACUCAUUGCACAAAAUUGUCAGCCAGCCACUUCUGCAGAUAUUGCUUUGGAAUUUUGUAAAAGCUGUAGAUAUUCAGAUGCUCAAUCCUGCUUUUGGUUCAAAUAUAAACACUUUUCGUAAUGGCAUCUGAGUGCCCUCUAAGGACUUUGAGUUAUUGAGAACAAUGCACAAUCACAUACUAUGUUUACCUACUGAAUACCAACAGAAUUUCUUCUUCCAAAUAAGUCUCAUUUCAUAUUCUUUUUUCCCCUUAAAUAAACAUGUCAUAUUUUUAAAGAUAGAAACCUGUCAGAAAGCUUUUUGUAUACAGGUACUAUGUAAAAAUUGAUCCCUGGGAAAAAAGUUAUUUUGUAUUGCUUACAUUUAUAGAUCUGUAGUAUAGACAGAGCCAGAUUAAGGUUGUCCAGGGCCUUACACAGGGUGCCAGAUUGCUCUUUCCUAAAAUCGCUGGCUAUGUUUCUGUGAGUGUGUGUGGUGACUGUGUGUUAUGAGUGAGAGUAUAUGUUGUUUUGCGUCUGUGGAGGAGCCUACUUGCUGUAUGGGUUAGAGGCUGAAAGUGCCUGUGUGUGCUGGUUGAGAGUUGUGCGUGGUGGUUGAGUUUUAUGUGUGUGGAGAAGUCUUAGUGGUUUAUGGGAGUCUGAAUGUGGCUCGGUGUUGUGUGUGUUUUUCCCUGGUGCUUACCUUCCCUGGUGGUCCAGUUGGGGACCUUCGCCAUCUGCACCAAUGGCUGUGGUGCUAUAAGUUAUCGUGAAGCGCCAGGGGCUGCGAGUGAGCUCUUCAAGUAGUUUGUACUUAUAUUGGUACAGACCACAACACUCACUCAACAAAUUAUUGGGCCACUCACUGCUGUCCCUGUCUGAGCCCAGGUCCUAGGCAGCUAAUGGGUGAUUCAUCUCUGAGUAUAGAUUAUGAGAUUUAUAUAUGCACAUUAACACAAUGGGUAUUAUUAUAUUGCAUACUUACAGCAUUUGUAUUGGUUUCGCUAAUAAUACACUGCUAAUUUUAAUGUAGCUUUUUGUGCCAAUGCACACAUUAGGAUUUCAAUUGAUCAAUGUCUAGUUGAAAAAGAUGGGUUUCAUUUUUAAAACAUAGAUCUUUUCUUUUUUUUUUAUUCAGUUCAUGUUGAUACAAAAAAAAGUAUUAACCCAUUAACGACGAGUGACGGACGAGGUCUGUCACUCAGUCGAAAGCGUUAAUGGCGAGUGACGGAACUUGUCCGUCACGCGCUAAAAUUAACCCCAGAUCGCCGCAGUGCCGGCAAUCACGGGGUUAACGCUGUUGCUGGGUGCCUCCGGGUCAGGGGCAGACCAGCAACAGCAAAUCCCGGUAUCCCAGCCCAUGUGAUCACUGUGACAGCCAGUCACAGCGGUCACAAUGCUGCUGGGAUAUCUGAUCCGCCUCCCUCCACCACGUGUGGGUUUGUGAAGUGGAGAGAGACGGAUCGUUGCAACAUUGUGUCCCAGAAGAAUAGUUAAGUUCUAUUAAAAGUUCCUAAUCCCUUUCCCCUUUAUUUAAAAAAAAAAAAAAUCAACCCUUUCCCUGCUGCCUGAUCACUGCUAGCAGUGAUCAAUAUACAGGUCACAGUACUUUACUGUGAUCUAUUUUUUUUUAACUCUAAGGGGUUACAUUUUAUUAUUUGAUUUUAUUAAUUUGUGAUUUAGUUACUUGGGUGGGUGGAAUUUAGUGGGAAUUAGGGAAUAAAAAAAAAAAGUUAAGUUAUUUAGUUAAAGUUUGGUUAGCUGUGUUAACUGUAUUAACAAUGUUUCGAAAGUAUAGCGCAGAGGAGGCUUAUGCCCUGUUAGCGGCCGACUCAGAGGCGACUGACACUGCCUCAGAGAGUGACGCAGGGAGUGAUGCAGGGGACGCAGGGGACGCAGGGGACAGGGACUAUGUGCCAGAUACUGCAGGACCAUCAGGGGAAAUCGAUGAUUCCCCUAAUGCUGAACAUGGCGCAGAUGACUGGGUACCCCCUAAUAAUUUUUCCCCAGACAUCCCAGUGUUUACAGCCAAUCCUGGCAUACAGGCUGACCUGUCUGGCUAUAGUGCGCUGGAUGUUAUGCAGCUAUUCUUGGGGGAUGAGAUUUUUGGGGAGAUAGUCACCCAGACUAAUCUCUAUGCGGGGCAGUAUCUGGCACGCAAUCCAGACUCUCUUAUCUCCAGGAAAGAGAGAUGGAACCCAAGCAGUGUGCCAGAAUUGAAACAAUUCUGGGCACUGACCAUGUUAAUGGGGUUAAGUAAAAAGCCCACAAUUAGGAUGUAUUUGUGUAAACAUCCUAUUUGCAAUACCCCCAUUUUUGCAGAGACAGUGACGAGGGAAAGAUAUGUUGACAUACUGCGAUUUAUGCACUUUAGUGACAAUAAUAAGUGCCCCCCAAAAGGUGAUACGCAGUAUGAUCUUCUUUAUAAAAUAUGCCCUUUGAUUGCCCACUUUAACAGUAAAUUUGCCACUAUAUAUACCCCCAAUAAAAACAUUUCCAUUGACGAGUCCCUCAUGAAGUUUAAGGGAAGACUGGGGUUUAGACAAUAUAUCCCAUCCAAAAGAUCCCGAUAUGGGAUCAAAUUUUAUAAACUGUGUGAAAGUGGCAGUGGCUAUGUGUACACCUUCUGUGUAUACGAAGGAAGGGAUAGCCACCUUGAUCCCCCAGGUUGCCCAGAUAUAGUAGGGACAAGUGGGAAAAUUGUCUGGGACUUAAUAAUGCCACUACUUAAUAAAGGUUAUCAUUUAUACAUCGAUAACUUUUAUAAUAGCAUCCCACUGUUAAAAAUGUUGUACUGCUUCAAGACCGUGGCCUGUGGCCCUAUUCGGAAGAGUCGCACAGGUUUCCCAAAGGCUCUAGCAAACAAAAAAAUGAAAAGGGGGGAAAGAGCAGCUCUCUGCCAGAAUGAACUGCAAGCACUCAAGUACAGGGAUAAAAAGGAUGUUUUCAUCUUAACCACCAUCCAUGGUGAAAACACUCGGAGGGUCGCAGUUCAUGGCAGAGAGGAAUGUAAACUAGUGCCAGUCUGCAUACGGCAAUAUGAUCGUCAUAUGGGGGGCGUUGACCUGUCCGAUCAACUGAUGCAGCCGUAUUUGAUCAUGCGAAAGACCAGGGCAUGGUAUAAAAAAGUGGGCAUAUAUCUGAUGAAGAUGGCAAUCCACAAUGCCUUUGUCAUUUUUAAAAAGGCAAAUGCUGGACUGAAAAGCACUUUUCUUUCAUUCCAGUCUGAGCUCAUUUCUGGGCUACUUGAGUGCCACACAAGGAGACCAUCAGUGGAGCCUAGCAGAAGAAUGGUGGCAGGUCACUUCUGCUUUAAGAUUCAACCAACCCCUAAAAAACAAAACCCCCAGAAAAGGUGCAGGGUGUGUUACAAGAGGGGCGUAAGAGCUGAGACCAGCUAUUACUGCCCUGAUUGCCCCUCUCAGCCUGGCCUAUGUACUGGCCACUGUUUUAAAAAUUUUCACACCCAGGCCGAAUAAGUAGAGAAGUUUUGGGGUGUGAUUUUUAGUCAUCUGUCUGAUUGGUUACCGAAUCUUGGCUUUGUCUCCCGCUUAUCCUGUCUUCUCUGAUCCUUGACCUCGGCUUGUCCUAUCAUUGUUCCGUUUCUCUUUACUCCUUUGACCUCAGCUUGUACCUUGACAAUUCUCUGCUUGUAUAGCCCGGCCAUUCUAAGGACCAGUAUUACAAGUUUCUCUCUCUGUGUUCUCUCUCUUUGUGGUCUGUCUGUGUUUUGGUUUUGGAAUCCAUGACAGCUUUGCCCGGGACGCAGAUGACUGGGUACUACCCCCGGAUAAGUUUACCCCAAAUAUUCCCCUUUUCACAGCAAAUAGUAUGCACUUGUUCAUAAUUUGAAUUGAUGAGCUGCUUAUACUUAAAAAUAUAUGUGGCCUUUGAGAGGUAAUUUGCAGUCCUGAGCUGCUAAAAUGAGACUUGGGCCCAGCAUCCACUUUUGAAAAAUAUGGAGGUGGUGUGUCUCCAAUGUGCCCCUUCAACAUCCACAUAACCCUGAGAAAGGUACACAUGGGGGUAUCGUUGCACUAAGAUGACAUAGCUGAGCAACAUAUUAGGUGGUAUAAUGCCGUAGCACACAUAAGGAUUGCAAAAUAUACAGUAACAUCUCCAAGUGUGUGUCAAAAAGGCAGAAAAAAUGCUAAUUGCAACUAGACUUGGUACAAACUAACAAAAAAAUUAUCCUACACUAAGGUUUAGAAUAUACUUUUUGAAAUACCCUGGGGUGUCUACUUUAAGAAAUGGUAGGCCUUUGUGGGGUAGUUUGAAUUUAAAACGUGCUAAGAUGCUUGAAAAUUGCACAUAGGCCCAGCCUCAAAAUUCAAAGUUUGGUAAAAACUGAUAUGACUUGCUCUACAAUGUGCCCCUUCAACAUCCACAUAACCCUGAAAAAGGUACACAUGGGGUUAUUGUUGCACCAAGAUGACAUAGCUGAGCAACAUAUUAGGUGUUAUACUGCCAUAGCACACAUAAAGAUAGCAAAAUAUACAGUAACAUCUCCAAGUGUGUGUCAAAAAGGCAGAAAAAAUGCUAAUUGCAACUAGACUUGGUACAAACUAACAAAAAAAGAUCCUACACUAAGGUUUAGAAUAUACCUUUUGAAAUACCCUGGGGUAUCUACUUUAAGAAAUGGUAGGCCUUUGUGGGGUAGUUUGAAUUUAAAACCUGCUAAGAUGCUUGUUAAUUGCACAUAGGCCCAGCGUCAAAAUUCAAAGUUCGGUAAAAACUGAUAUGGCUUGGUCUCCUAUAUGGCACUGUAGCUUCACGAAAUAGUGCCAAAGACAUACAAUGGGAGUGUCCUUUUACUCAGAAGACGUAGCUGAGCAUAAUGUGGUGGGUUUGAACUUAGUGGCACAUGUGAAAUAUACAAAAUGUCCAGUAAAAAUACAAUCCAUAUGUAAAAAAUGCACAAAUUUAUUUUUUACCACAUACUUUCGAAUCUAUUGGUGAAAAAAUGAGGACAUGUUAAGGCACAAUAUGCACCUUAUGAGAUACCCUGGAGUGUCUACUUUUACAAAUGGUAAGCCUUUGUGGGUUUUUUUUGAACAGUCAAACUGUUAUAAUACCCUAAAUGAAAGCAUAGGCUCAUUAAAUCCAUCUCUAAAAAUUCUACUGUGAGUAAUGAAAAGGACAGGUCUCCUAUAUGGCACUGUAGCUUCACGAAAUAGUGCUAAAGACAUACAAUGGGGUGUCAUUUUACUCAACAGAUGUAAAUGCACACCAAAUAAAACUUUGUACAGGAAUAGCACACACCAACUUUACAAAAUACACACAAGAAAUUCUUUGUUAUAAGUUUGUGUGCCAAAAACAAAAAAAACCCCACAAUUUUACUCCAAUAUUUAGCAGAGGUUGGCUGUGAAAUGGCUGCGUAGAAAGUGUCAAAACAACCUUAGGUAAAUAGCCCGUUAUGUCUACUUUAUAUAAAUAUAUACUUUUGUGUGGCAGUUUUGUUUUCUUUUAUGGCUAUUAAGCUUACAAGACAAACAUACCAAAUUCUAAAAUCGCUCCACAUUAAAAGUUUAUUUUACUCCUUGUGCUUUGUGACCUGUAACUACCAAAAAAAACCUUAAAAUCCCAGACACAUUAUAUAUUCUGUAAAUCAGAACAACUAAAUUAAUUUAUUUUUAAUUACUUUCCUGAACCUGCACUAAUUAUGCACACAUUAUUAUUGCAAAAACUGUAAAAAAACAAACACAUUUUUCAUUUUUUUUGCAGAUUUCUGUAUUUUUUUUAUAAUAAAUAAGCAUUUAUAUAAAUAUAUAUAUAUAUAUAUAUAUAUAUAUAUAUAUAUAUAUAUAUGUCUUACAUCAAAUUAAAGCCCUUUCUGUCCUUUAAAAAACGAUAUAUAAUAUGUGUCGGUGCAAUAAAUUAGUAAAAUGCAAAUUGCAGUUGAACGCAAACAGCAAAAAAUGCAAAAAAUGCUGUUGUCAUUAAGUGAAAGACAAGCUUCUGAAGCUCUGUCCUUAAGGGGUUAAAAUGCAUAUUAUUUGUUACCCAAUGAAUAAAUGCCUCUAAUUUCCAUUUCGUGUAGCAGGUAAUUAGCUUGAAGGUCUCUGUACCCAGAGCAUAGUAAUGUAUUGGUAGCUGAAGAAAUUAAUUAUCUCGUAGGCAGGGAUCCUUCUUAAUGGAACAAUGCAUCAAUCUAACUUGUUAUUUUGCUCCAAACAUUUUGAAAACAUUUAAAGAUUUCUUUUAAAGCAGUAAGUGACAUACAAUUGCAGUAUGUCCUUGUUUAUUUAGAAAGUAUUAUGCCAGGAUAUUGUGUUUUUACUCAUUUUAAUUAUUCCUUUAGUGAUGCUAUUGAUGGAAUUGAGAGCAAUACAGUGACACACACACAUAUAUUACACCUUCCUUUUCCCAAUAAUGUUUUACAUUAAAUACUUUUGUUUUGAAUUGCUAAGCAUUUUAAAAUACAAUCGCGUUUAUAGGGGUACUUACCUCUGCUUUGAUGCACUGUUGUUUUCAUCCUGCAUAGAAACAUAUGGUGUUUUCUAGGUCUCCAUUGUGUCCAUCUGUCUCUCUGUAGAGGCACUGUAAAUAGACCAAAAUAAAUAAAUAUAUGUCUAUAAAUCAACUGUUAUUUUCAAGCGGCUAACCUAAAAAUGGGUGUCUAACUGAACAGUUACAAAGCAAAAAUACAAAAAGGCAGUGCUAAAAAUGAAUACACACUUUUUUAAUGUCUUUUUUAAAAUCUAAAUAUGAAGAUAAAAAAUAAAUAAAUACAGGCUCACUAGCCAGAGGGUAAAUAAUGAUAAAAUAUGAUCACAUAUCAACACAUUAGUAUUUCAAAAAGAAGAUAAUCCAAUAGCACCAAUAACCACCACAGUAGACAGUACACAAAAGAACAUGCUGCCAAAUUCUCUUAAGUAGAGUUGAGCAAACCCGAACUGUAAAGCGUUUGACUCGUGUGCCCUUAGAAGCCAUUACAGCCAUGCCUAUUAAUGGCAUGGCUGUGAUUGCCCAGUACAGCAUGUGACCCAGCCUCUAAAAUAUAAGCUGGAGUCGCGUAGCGCCGCACGCACAUGAGGUCUUAUUAGUGUAGGGAGAGGAUGCUGCCGCUGUGAGGGACAGCUUAGGAAAGAAUUCUGCAAACUAGUACAUUAGUGGGGUGUACUUCAUAUCUGAGAGUCAAAUAGAAGCUUCAAAUACCGCGGUUACAUCUGAGUUUUAAAAAGUAAAUUUUUUUUGGUGCUAAAUAGUACAUUAGUGGGAUAGUACAUUAGUGGGGUGCACUUCAUAUCUGAGAGUCAAAUAGAAUCGUCAAAUACUGCUGUCACAUUGCAGUUUUAAAACUUAAAAUUUUUGGGUGCUAAAAAGUACAUUAGUGGGGUGCACUUCAUAUCUGAGAGUCAAAUAGAAGUGUCAAAUACUGCUGUCACAUUGCAGUUUUAAAACAAAAUUUUUUGGGUGCUAAACUGCUAAAUAGUAUUUUAGUGGGGUGCACUUCAUAUCUUAGAGUCAAAAAGAAGCAUCUAAUAGUGUGCUUACAGUGCAGUGGUAAACAUUCUAAUUGUUUUGCUGCUAAAAUGCUAAAUAGUACAUUUUGGGGCGUGCACUUCAUAUCUGAGAGUCAAAUAGAAACGUCUAAUAGUGCGCACAGUGCAGUGGUAAAAAUUCUAAUUGAUUUGCUGCUAAUCUGCUAAAUUGUACAUUUUGGGGCCUGCUCUUCAUAUCUGAGAGUCAAAUAGAAGUGUCUAAUGGUGUGUUUACAGCGCAGUUAUAAAAAUUCUUAUUUUCUUGUUGCUAAUCUGCUAAAUAGUAUAUUUUGGGCGUGCUCUUCAUAUCUGAGAGUCAAAUAGAAUCGUCUAAUAGUGUGCUUACAGCGCAGUUGGAAAAUUCUAAUUGUUUUGCUGCUAAACUGCUAAAUAGUAAGUUUUGGGGCGUGCACUUCAUAUCUUAAAAACUACCCAGAUGUAUUAGAGCUGCUGCAGAAAGUGCGGGCCGUCUGUGCGCGCUUUUGGCGUUCUCACCCUGCUGCUGCUCGCCUGUCUGUGCUGCAGCGUAACUUCAGCCUUCCUUCUCACCGCUUUAUAUGCGACAUGCCCACAAGGUGUAACUCCACCUUGCACAUGCUGGAGAGACUGUGCGAGCAGCAGCAGGCGAUAGUGGAGUUUCAGAUGCAGCACGUACGGGUCAGUCGCUCUGUGGAAUAGCACCACUUCACCACCAAUGAGUGGGCCUUCAUGCGAGACCUGUGUGCCAUUUUGCACUGUUUCGAGUACUCCACCAACAUGGCCAGUGCCGAUGACGCCGUUCUCAGUCUUACUAUCCCGCUUCUAUGUCUUCUUGAAAAAACGCUGAUGGCGAUGAUGGAAGAGGAUGUGGCACAGGAGGAAGAGGAGGAGGAAGAGGGGUCAUUUCCACGGUUAUCAGGCCAGUCAUUCACAAGUGGUUUGGAGGGUGGAUUCCUGCACCAGCAUAGACCAGGUACACAAUUGUCAAGCCAGGGCACAGUUCUGGAGGAUGAUGAGGAGGAGGAACCGUGUUCACAGCAGGGUGGCACCCAACGCAGCUCAUGGGCAUCACUGGAGCGUGGCUGGGGGGAUACGGAGGACACAGAUGAUACACCUCCCACAGAGGACAGCUUGUCCUUGCCUCUGGGCAGCCUGGCACACAUGAACGACUACAUGCUGCAGUGCCUGCGCAACGACUGCCGAGUUGCCCACAUUCUAACUUGUGCUGAUUACUGAGUGGCCACCCUGCUGGAUCCCCAUUACAAGGACAACGUGCCAUCCUUAAUUCCCUCACUGUAGCGUAAUCGGAAGAUGCGCGACUACAAGCGCACGCUGGUAGACGCGCUGCUGAGGGCAUUCCCAACUGACACUGGGGGCUCAGUGGAAGCACAAGGCAAAGGCAGAAAAGGAGGAAGAGGUCGCCAACGCAGCUGGGGCACCGCCAGCACCUCAGAUGGCAGGGUUAGCAUGGCCGGAAUGUGGAAAAGCUUUGUCAGCACGCCACAACAACCAGCACCAUCAGCUGAUAUGGAACGUCUUAGCAGUAGGCAGCAUUUCAGCAACAUGGUGGAACAGUACGUGUGCACACGCCUACACGUACUGUCUGAUGGGUCUGCCCCAUUCAACUUCUGGGUCUUCAAAUUCGAGUAUUGUCUGAAUGUGUGUUUAGCACGGCAGGGGGCGUUAUCACAGACAAGCGCAGCCGCCUGUCCACAGCUAACGUGGACAAGCUCACGUUUAUUAAAAUGAACCAGGCAUGGAUCCCACCAGACUUGUCUGUACCUUGUGCAUAAUAGACAUUUAUACUGGCCUCACCCAGCCAUUGUUAUACUCAAGUGCACUUAUUCUUUCUUUUCUUUUUUUAUAUGUCCCAAUAUUUUGGGGGCUACCCCAAUAAAAAAAAAACAGUGUUGGCUACCUCCUCCUCUUCCUCCACCGCCGCUUCCACUUCCACCGCCACAGUGUAUACCCAGAUAUAGCAGAACUGCUGCAGAAAGUGCGGGCUGUCUGUACGCGCUUUCAGCGUUCUCACCCUGCUGCUGCUCACCUGUCUGUGCUGCAGUGUAACUUCAGCCUUCCUGCUCACCGCCUCAUGAGACUUUGUGAGCUGCAGCAGGCGAUAGUGGAGUUUCAGCUGCAGCAUGCACAGGUCAGUCGCUCUGAGGAACAGAGUUUUCUUUUUUUUAUAUGUCCCAAUAUUUUGGGGGCUACCCCAAUUAAAAAACAAAAACAAACAAAUAAAAAACAGUGUUGGCUACCUCCUCCUUCUCCACCCCCACUUCCACCUACACCGCCACGGUCACCGCCUCCUCAACCUAUGGGUCACUUAGUAUAAACUAUGUACACAUUAGCAGAGGCUUGUGAAGGCCUUUUCUACAUGCAUCAGGAGUUGAGCAUUUCUCCAUGCAUCAGGACUGCAAGAAAUGUGCCGCAUGCCGCAAAUGUUUCUUUUUUUAUAUGUCCCAAUAUUUUGGGGGCUACCCCAAUUAAAAAAAAUUAAAAAAUAAAUAAAAAACAGUGUUGGCUACCUCAUCCUCCACCGCCACUUCCACCUACACCGCCACGGCCACCGCCUCCUCAACCUAUGCGUCACUUAGUAUAAACUAUGUACACAAUAGCAGAGGCUUGUGAAGGCCUUUUCUCCAUGCAUCAGGAGUUGAGCUCAGUUUGAACAAUGAAAGAAAAUACCCUGCACUCCAACCCUCUCUCAAAUGGAUAAUUCUGGUGAUCCUCCUGGCAGCCAUGCUUUAGAUUUUGAUUUAUGUUCUUCCAAAGCUAAAAUCAAAGAUUCCAUCUAGUGCUAUUUUAUGGCUCAGCUGUAUUUUUAAUUUGUAUGUUAUUUCCCUAUCCACAUUUGUUUGCAGGGCAUUUGUCCUACUCUACCCCAUUUUACUUCCCUUUGCAGCUCUCUAGCCCUUUCCAUGAGUUUUUUAGAGGCAUUUUAGUGCCCAAAAGUUCGGGUCCCCAUUGACUUCAAUAUGGUUCGGGUUCGGGGUCAAGUUCGUACGAACCCGCCCGACCCGAACAUCCAGGUGUCUACUCUUAACGUAACAAAUAGUAGAUAGACCUGUGAACGGACUUGUCCCAAAUAGGUCCUCACCUAAAGUUGUCUGAGAAAACUAAUGUAUGAGGAUGAAGUCAUCAUCAAAAUUCAUCCACAUGCCAAAUAAAGUACACUGCUCCACCGUGUAUAUGGUCAGAGUUUAUGCAGAUAAAUAUUGAAUAUCCACAGUCAGGCCAGGGCAGCAAGGUGCUGAACUCUACAAGUAUGCUAAUUAGAAAUAAACUCUAUCCCCUCAAGCAGAAGUGUAUACAAUCCUCAGGCCUAUGCAGGCAGUCAAAUGCCUUUAGCGUCUACACGUUUUGUCCGAUAGGACUUUAUCAAGACAUACAUACAUAUUAAUGUUAUUAGUAGUGCUAUUUAUACCAAUUCAUUCAAACAGGCAUAAAAAAAACAAACUCAAUUUGCAACAAUAUCUCAUAUCUGCAUACAAAAUAUACAACAGCUUGUAAAUUGAAAAGAACAGCUUGUAAAAUUAAUGAUGAUGCUAAUAAAUUAUUACUCUGAGAAGCAAACCAAUACAUUGAUAAAUUAAUAUUUAAGUAAUAAAUAUUCACAAACCUUGAAAGAUUAAUAUACUACAUAUAUAGAUUUUAUGUAUAUAUGUAUAUGUUUAAGGCCGAAGGCCUGUAUUUGUGGGAGGAGUUAGCGUUACUAUAUAAACGCUACUCCCCCCUUGCUACCUUGCCGUACGCACGGUGUUCACUCCUCGUCCUCGCGUCUCCUCAACUCGCACUUCUGGUUUCCGGCUGCCAGACGCACGUCCCGCCAAGUUCAGAGCCUCCACUCCAUUCGGGGAAACCUAACCGAACACUUCCAGCAACAGAAUGCAAACAACAUGAACACCCAGGUAACCGGCGGGAAUAGCCAAGUUCGGGCUAUUUCCGCCGUUCACAUAUACAAUUACUUCACGUUUUAAUGUUGGUCCGGUACGAAUAUCUGUCAGACCUGUCAUACCAGGUCAAUUCAUUAGCUCAAUUACUCCAUACCAAUGGAAUGGAAAUUUCUCAAUUAGGGUACCAACUUGAUUUAAAGUGGUGGAGCUGGACAAAGUUAAUCUAACAUUGGAUAGUAAAGUAGUAUCUCUCUUGGUUGUCUCUGCCCUGCAUGUUUUCUGAGGAGUACCAUAAUUCAUUAGUGGUAAAAUGGGUUAUAUGAGUUGGUAUGAUCCGCAUGGAUCACCUCUCCCAUCACAAUCAGCACCAAGUAAGGCAGAUUUUAUACAGCAGCUGAGUGUGAUAAGCCUUAUGUUUGAGUUAUAUUAAGUUAGUUUGGAGUAUAAUGUGGCUACCUGAAUAUGUUGAGAGCUAUUCUCCUCAACAGCUGCCUAUUGUCUGUCUCAGACUGCAGUUUCCUAAUUGAAAUCACCUGUACCUCAACGCAGCCCAAACUUUAAUAAAAAAAAAAAAAGUAAACAUUUGUUUUGCAAAUUACUAUUGUUGUUGCAUAUUGUCAUCUGCUACCAUUAGACAAAUUACUGGUUCACGAUUGUCGCCUGUUUCUAUCAGGUAUAAAUACGUUUUUUGUUCACAUUCCAAACAACUCCCUCUACAAGGACACGUUAUUACACGAUUGGGUAUUGAUUCCUGCCUUGUCUCGUCAGGCCAUGGCUUCACUCAACAACCUGUCAUACGUUCAUUCAAACUCACUAUCCGUAACAUUCGUCCUGUUACUCACUAUCUUGCUAAUUUCACCCUCCUCUCUCUGUCAGGUAAUAUCGCGCUUUCUUGGCACAACGCCUUCCUACAUCUCCCUUCAGGAAUAUAUAGUAGCCAUCACAAGAAUCUUCAGCAUCCUCAGGGUCUAAGGAUACUGUACUAUCAGCUAUAUCUCCAUUAACUGCACUAUACUGCAUAUAAUUUUCUUUCCCUCAACCACAGUUCCUUUCCUCUUUCUUCCUCCUUUUCCUCCCUUCUUUUUCUCUUUCUUCGACCGGGAAUCUCCAGGUACCUAUCAUAAACCACAACUUAGGUUUGCCAAGCACGUUACGUUACCCCCUUAUCAAGCCCCCGUCUAGGGUCAGAGAACUGGCUAUCUAGGGUUAAGAGCUGGCCUUAGCUGUACAACGUAGCUGGUCCCGCAAUGCCAACUCCCCCAUCUCAACACGGAGAUUUUCACCUCUCGGGCCAAGUCAUAGUUAGAGCCUCACAUUCACCCACCUAUCGGGUUUAUAGUUAGGGCCUCACCUGACAAGGCCACAUGUUUUGGAUCUUUUACUGUCACCGAGAGGCCAACACCCCGCCACCACGCUAGUGGCUCAAGCCCCACGCCCAAAUCAUAGGUAGAGCCUCUCACACGCCGCUUGGCAACUAGCAGGGCCUCACUUGUCACUGGGUAGAGAGCUUUCCACUUCAGCACUAGUUAGUCAGCCAGUUCUAUAUUACUUAACCGUAUUGUUGUUAAUCAGUUCAUUGUUGUUGUCAUAUUCUUUUUCAGUAUGUCCUAAGAAGGCAACAUCGGACAAGGGAUUGCAGCAUUUACAUAACUAUUAGGGUUUACUGACCAAGAGACACUCGGGCUCGUACCUCACCCAACUGACAACACCCGAGCAUAAUCCACAUUUCAGCAUCCCCAUCUGGUCACCCGGCUAUUGGGGCUCGACAACAAGUUAUCACCUAGAGCAUUAUUCGCUUGCACUAAGAUACAUACGACAGAGUCAUGACAUUCUUCCAAGACUCAGUGGAACACAACAUCCACAGCCAUACCGAUCAACUUGUAGUCUUUUCUGCAUUUUUUGCCACCUUUCAGUCAAACCCUCAUACAACACUAUCGCACUAUACCAAUCAGACAUACUACAACACAUUCUGACAAGACUUCCAAACCAUACCCCGUCCUCUUAAACGCUUAACAUAAGUGAUCAAGGUAAAAAUAGUUGCUUCAUCACUCUACAAUUACAUACAUCCACAGAUGGGAAUUCCAGGCCGUAUCAGACUCCAUAAACAGCAUCUGUACCACACAUACCCAGUCUUAACCACUUAAGGACACAUGACGGAAAUAUUCUGUCAUGAUUCCCUUUUAUUCCAGAAGUUGUGUCCUUAAGGGGUUAAACCUCUGUGCCUUUAACCUUCCAAGGAUUUCGGGUCCCUACAACUUCACGAUCACAGCUAAUCAGACUGGCAAGUCAUGUCUCCUCAAGGGAAUUAAUAAGGCACAGACACUACCUCAUGUCACGACAACUUUCAAACGAGACAAUCAAAACAGUUGAUCUACUAAAUAUUCUGCUAACUACUUCUAAAUGCAGUUCUACAUUAAUACUCCUUGCAUUAGAUUAGGUUGGGACCUCUGGCUCCUAUUUAGAACAUCCUAUCAACAAGUACAGCAUCCAGUAGCAGUACGUCGGUAUACAUAAUAAUUAGUCAUUGGAAUCAGCAAUGUUAUACAGAAACAUUCCAGAUAAGAGGUAAGGCACACGAAUCUCAUGGGAUAAUUAUUUAGCAAUAAGUGUGUUUUCUUGCAUUUCGUUUUGCCCUCUUUUACAGGCCUACCCCCUAUGUCGGUUCCGGCACAUCACACCGAUUUAAUUCCAAUCACAAGGUAUUUCACAAUACGAUAUUAACCGACCACAAGUUUAAGGCCGAAGGCCUGUAUUUGUGGGAGGAGUUAGCGUUAUUAUAUAAACGCUACUCCCCCCUUCCUACCUUGCUGUACGCGCGCUAUUCAUCCCACCCACCUCUCCCUCUUAUACAAUUCAUUCGGGAGGCCCUCUUUUACAGGCCUACCCCCUACGUCAGUUCCGGCACAUCACACCGACUUAAUUCCAAUCACAAGGUAUUUCACAAUACGAUAUUAACCGACCACAAAUAUAUAUAUAUAUAUAUAUAUUUCUAUAUAAAUGAUCACGAAGGAGAGUUCUCACUAGACUUUUCAACCAAAUCCAAAAUUCAAGUAUUUAUUGUGAAUACAGUCAAAUUACAUCAAAGUAUUUUUCUCUUAAACACAGCCAAUUAAAACCAAACCUUAUCAAAAUUAUCUAAGAAAAAGUACAAUUGUGCCUGAAGCUUAAAAACGUACCAAAAUAAUUAUGUUUAACCCAUUGUGGGUGUGGGCACCAUUAAAGUAAAGACAUCUGUUAACAUCAACAGGAUUGUGAUAAGUGUUAGUAACAACGUUACCAUUUUCCCAACUUUAAAAGUAAGGUGUAAAAACAUGAUAAACUUGAUCCCAAUAUUAUAUGUGAAAGAUAACCCAAAUCAGUAAUUAUUAAACCAAGAAACAAAUUCUUUAAUACCAGCAAUACCAGCCUUCCAAGUUAUUACUAUAUCAUCAAUGAAGCAGUGAUGGAGGGCUACAUUGUACCCCCAUGGGUUAUGAUGCCUUACAUAAGAUUCCUUAACGGACCACUAUAGUGCCAGGAAAACAUACUCGUUUUCCUCGCACUAUAGUGCCCUGCGGGUUCCCCCACCCUCAGGGACCCCCUCCCGCCCGGCUCUGGAAAGGGGUUAAAACUUACCUUUUUCCAGCGCUGGGCGUCUUCUCUUCCCCAUCGGCUGAAUGCGCACGCGCGGCAAGAGUGCUUCUCAAUGCUUUCCUAUGGACGCUGGCGUGCUCUCACAGUGAAAAUCACAGUGAGAAGCACGCAAGCGCCUCUAGCGGCUGUCAAUGAGACAGCCGCUAGAGGAAAUAGGGGAAGGUUUAACCCAUUCAUAAACAUAGCAGUUUCUCUGAAACUGCUAUGUUUAUGAAAAAAUGGGAUAACCCUAGCUGGACCUGGCACCCAGACCACUUCAUUAAGCUGCAGUGGUCUGGGUGCAUAGAGUGGUCCUUUAAGUAACCCAAGCAAAAAUUGGCAUAUAAAGGUGCAAAUCUAGCCCUUAACAUUGCUGAUGGAGUCUGUAAAUAAAUUUCACAAUUAAAAAAAAAACUGUGCCUUGUGAGCACAAAUUUUGGAAAAUCAAACAGUGAAUUAGCUUGUAAAUUUGGGAUAUGAGGAUCAUUAAGAAAUAUUAUCAGAUUCAAGUCCAAAUUCAUAUAUAGGAUGGUACAUGCUUUGCAUACCUCUAGAUGAUACUUUUUUUUAAUAAUUUAGAGAGGUUGCAUGAACAGAAUCAAUAGAGAAUAGACCAGUCCUCCUGGUUGGUUUUUGUUUUUUGUUUUUAUACAAUAGUAGUUUAUUGAAAAUUUCAAAUGUUAAGAGGACAGAAAUUAAAACUGUGCUGGUGGGUAUAAAAUACACUUGAGGGUGUCUAUCCCAUGUGAGGUUUUAUUUUACCUCACCAGCACAAUUUUGUAUUUUUUGACAUAUUACACGAAAUUGUGUUUUUUUUCUCUUGUUCUAGUGAUUUUCUUCAUUUAUAGCUUUCAAUUUUUAUAAGGCUAAGUGUAUAUACUCAUAGCUCUCCAUUGGGUUUACUUAUUGUAGAUUUAUACCACUUAAUUCAGUCUUAUUUGUUGCAUGAUUUUGUUAAGUUGAAGAGACUUAGACUUGUUUUGUAUCUGCUAUUUGUAUUAAUUAUUGGUCUCAUAUCCACAUAUAAGCAUCUUUAUUGCACAAAGCAUUUUUUUUUUAAUUAAAAAUGCAUUCACAAUUUUAAAAUCAAUGCAUUGUUUUUAUCAUUCCAUGUUCUUUCAGGAUCACCGCUCCCUUAUUUGAGAGGAUCUUUGUGUCUGCAGGGUACUAUUCUUUCCCUGUUGUGCAGUCCAUGUUUGAGCAUCUUACACUGCUUGGAAUGUAGUUUGUUGACGGGUUUUGUGGGUUCCGAGCAACUUCCUUCAGGACAUGUCGCCUACAGGAAGCUUCUCUAUUUUAUCCAUCAGUCAUUCAUCAAUUUAGUUACUCUUUAUCUGACUGAAUAUAUAGGUUUUUAGUCACAAUUAGCAAAUUCUUUAUGUUAUGGUAUCUUUAACACUGUUUCGCUAAUUACCUAGAUACAUAACUAUGUAACUAUAGCUAACUAUGUAAUGUUUCUAUUGACCAUGUUGGAGUUUCCACAAAACUAUCAUAAAUGGAAAACAUUUUAUAAGAAUACAUUUUAAAACGAAUAAAUAAAAUCUCUUAAAAAUCCUUGGUAUACCUAUUUUUGAAUAAAUACAGUGCAAACUUAAAAUAUUAAACCAAUUAAAUACCUUUAUAGACUAGUGUAAAAUACCCUCUGUAUUUAAAGAAAAAUCUACAUAUUUUCCAUAUUCUGCUAUUAAAUACUGUAUUGUAAAAAGAAAGAUUUUUAUAAAAUAAUUACCAUAUCUAUAUUUUAAAGAAAAAAAUAUACAAUUAAGAUUAAUGUAUUUCAAAAUUAUUUUUAUAUACCUAUUAUUUUAUAUAUAUAUUUUUUAUACAUAUAAAACUGCAUAUGCUUUCUUUCUUUUUUUUCCUUGAAUAGUAUUUAUUUGUAUUUUGACAUAAAAACAAGCAUUCACUUUCUUUUUAUACAUUUGACACUUUACAUUGUUACAACGUUACAAGACACACAGCAUCUGAUAAAAAACAUUGGGUUCGACUGCGUUCUGUAUUGAGAAUACCUUCUCACAAUUGUAUGCCAGCAAACCCAGCCCAUCUAGUGUCUAUUACUGGAACGAUGCGGUGUUCCAACAUUGCAACAUAGGCAUUUAAGUAGGAGACGAACAAAGAAGAACAUAAAAAAAAUAUAGAGAAACAGAAAAGAGUAAGGGCAUAGGUCUUCACUGUUGACUAUAUUUCCAAUAUACACACAAUCUUAUGGAGAAUCAUGGUUAGGGACCGCUGGUGUACACUCACCAUCUGUAAUUGGAUACCUCGGUGGGAUUCGGGUUUUGAAAGCUUUUUUAUUACUAUUGUGAGUUGGAAACUGCGGUGUGAAGGUGAUAUACCUUGUGCAAAUUGGCCCCAUCUGCUUUCUUUCUUAAUAUAGAUCAUGUAUUCAUUUGAGAGAUUAAAGGAGGAGGUAAUGGCGCAAACAGCACUUUGGAAUAACAGAAGAUAUAACCAAAUUAGAAAAUAUUCCAAUACAAAAGAAAUGACCAUAGAUUGGCACUGACAAAGAAGCAAGAAAGUAGUCUGAUGACAUUUAUGGGUGAUAGAAUUAAGGCAAUCCAUGAAAGUGUCCAAAUAAUAACAUGGUUAUCCGUUAAAGCAAGAAUUGUGGGUAAUUUAGUAACCAAACUGGAUGCUGACUUGGAGACUUUUACCAGUUUGAUCAUAGUGGCCCUAAUCGUCACAUUUCUCACUUUAGUGAAUAACCCUGUAUACAUGGUUCAUUUCUUUAAGACUAUGUUGUUUUGUCAUUAACUUUUAGUCCGUUAUCAUUCAAGAGGAUUUAAUUCCAAUAUAGUUUGCAGUUUCCAGAUAGAAAAUAGCUCCCAACUUUGGAAUAUAUGUAUGCCAGACAAGAUGGGUUAUGUCAAAAAGGGGAAAUGUCCUGAGUUAGCAGCCUAUACUAAAUUAAACAUACUCACACCAUGCUUUCUUGGCCCUUAUUUCCUGUAUUCCUAGGAGGGGGGACAUUAGAUAAUCAAAUCAGGAUGCAGGAAACUUUGGAUGUGUAAUAAGGGAAUAAUUUCAAAUUAUAGCAGGCAGUCUGCACUAUAUAUUUUUAUUCAUUGUUUUAUUUUAAAUCCAGUGUUAUGAAAUACAGAACCAAAACAAAAUAUGUCACUAUCUAUAUACUUUUGUUUUCAAUAGAUCAAAAUCCACAAGUCUGACUUCUGAGACACUAAGAAUUUAAUUGAGUAAUAGUUGUAUGCCAAAAUUAUAAUCCACCGCUUUCAAUACAUGGAAUAUCAUUUAUUUUCUUUCUUACAGGGAAAAUUAACUGUGAAGAAUCUGAUGCUAACCAGUAUCGGAAUGACACUGACAAGAGCAGUGGGGAGGUUGAAAACAGAGAAAAGCAAAAAAUCAAAGUCUUUUCUGAUUCUGACAGUGAUGAUAACAUACUUCUGCCGCGUCUGUUUGGGUAUGAUAAAGAAGAGGCUCAGAAUGUCUACCAUAUUUAUACCUCUGACUUACCUCAAUAUGAUAAUGCAACAAUGGCUGUGGAGAUGAAGGAUGGGAUGAAGUUAAAAUAUUCCCAAGGUAAAUUGGUAAACUUAGUAAAUUAACACAACUUAAUUGCAGACUCAUAUCUGAGUGUAGAUUUCAUCUGUAUGUAGUACUAUCCAUCAAGAUAUAGCUGCAAAAAAUAUAUUAGAUGCACACAGGUAUAAACACAAACCAAGCACCUUAAAAAAGUAUAUUUAGUGUCAGUCUGUGAAUUUUAUGUAUUAGAAUUUGUGUGAUUGUUUUAGAGAGUGUUUCUAACAAUGCUACCAAUACAAUGUAUAGAUUUAACGGACUCAUCUUUUAUUGAAAUUAAAGUUUUGUGUACCAUGACAGGCCCUCUAUUAAAACUGAUCCAUCAUGUUUAUGAAUUUGGAACCAACUGCCAUUACGGGUAACCAGUGGGGAGAGGCAGUGGAUUAAAAAUAUAUCAAAACAGAGAGACAGACAAUAAAACUGAACAUUUGCCAGCAUAUGUAAUUAGUUAACUAUUGUAGUAGAACAUCAUCUUGCCAGGCAUCAAAGCAUACCUUGGAAGAGUAAAAACAAGAAAUGUUGUUAAGGGCUUACAGCCUAUCAUUAUCUUCCAAGAAUGGACAAAUAACAGGAGACCAUCCCCCUUGAGUCUGCUGCCCUUCUGAGGGCUGGCACGGAGGCCAGAGACACCUUUCAGCUCCUGAGCCCUGCUGGUAUCUGUGAAAGCACAGCUGCAAGAGGACGGAACCUGAGUCCUUUGGUGCUACCAGAUGCUGUCAGUGCACCCAUCCCAGACUUAGUCCUCUGAAUCAUUUUACUAAGCGGAAUACAAGAAUCUAUCCAGGACUCUCCCAUUAAUGCUAAGUGAAAAAAGAAGCGGCAUAUUAAUAAAUUUUUCAUGAUUUGAUUUCUUGUUUAUAGAUGCACAGAAAGUGGUAUGACAGCGCAGAAACAUAUCAAUAUUACUGGGUUUUACAUCAGACACUGUAAUCGAGUGCCCUGUAUGUAUCUUUCUUCUCUUGUACUGCCUCAUAUUGCUUUAGCACUAUCCAAGGAUUUUUUUAUUUACAUAUUGCAUAGAAUUAUUGAUUAAUUGAUCCAUCCUUUGUAGAGAUGGAAAGCGUUAAGAUUUGAGAAUCUUUAUAUUUGUACUCUCCAUUAAGUGAUUCUUGAUAUUGAUACUUUUAUAUACUUUAUACUAUUGUAUUUAUCCCCUUUUGUGUAAUGAAAUGGGGGCGGGGGGGCGGAGCUAAUGCCCGAUCACACAAGACGCAUGUUUGUGGAACUCCGGAUGAAACAGAACUCCAGAAAAACAGAAAAAUAGAUUAUUUUUGUCUUUCAAAGUGCCCAGUUUGCUCUAUGGACACAUUGGCCAAUGCUCCAAAAAACACUGGACCAUUUGGAAUUGGGUUCCAAAGAUAUUGGGGGUUUUAUGCUGCAGGUGCUGAGGCCUACUCCUAUAAAAAGGGUGCUUGCUUCUCUCGACUCUCCAGCCUUGUCGGGGGGGAAGAGGUAGUGGGGACUUUCCUACAAACGAUUCCACAAACAACCAGGCUUCUUCAACUAGGGCCUAUAUAAAGGCUCUCUUCAGUGAUUUCUGCAAAACGCUUCAGUCUGAUAUGGUGGUCAUCUGGGAGGAAGUGGCCACAUUAACAGUUCAAAUACGGGCUGUUGAAGAAGACUUGGGGGGAGCUUGUGUGGCACAAUCAGACACCAAUGCUACUCUGGGGGAGCUAUCGAAGAGUAGAUUUUGGCAUUUUAAUGACUGAGACUAAUAAUUUAACUUACCUAUAAUUAUAAUAAGUAUUUUAAUUUGUAAGAAUUUUUGUAGUUCUGUACAGAGUGUAAAUAGAUGUGUAGAGUAUUAUACUUGAGCUGGGCUUUCUUGAGAUUGUCAGUGUGAAUCAACAUGCACCAUAGGAUGAAAUUUACAAGCAAAUCCCCAGUUAUAGCUGUGACCUUGUGCUGUCUGCACUGUAGUGCUAAGCAAUAACAGUGUACAAGAUACGUUAUCUAUCGAACAGUGCUUUGACAUGGUCUAGUGAUCAUUCUGCUGCUGCUCUGAGCAGACUGUGUUCAAUUAAAAGGCUAUGUAUUUGCUUGGAUAGUUUCUGACAUACAGUAUAUCGCACUUGAAAAAUAUAUCCGUUAUACAUUUUCUCUUGAAGCUGAAUAUUUUUAUGCACUGACUGUGACUAUAUUUUUAAUAAAACAUUUCCAUUAUUAUUAGACUGUUGCAGAAUUUGGAAAUACCUUUAUUCUUGCUAUUUUAUUUUUUUGUAAUUUUAUUUUAACAUCUGGAAAGGUCACACAACGACAGAUCGUUUUGUGACUCUUUCAUCUUUAUUUGAACAUAGCAAGGCACAAAGAUCAUUGCUGAGACAGCAUUGUCCCCCCAUGCUUUUGACAAUGGAUGGUCUGCAGCACCUGUCUUAACAGGCAACUGGUAAGAGUUAUUGUUUUUAAUACCCUUUAGAGUGAGAAACAUCUUAACAUGCACCUGGGAAUAGAUUUAGAGUAACUGGUGAUUUCAGAGAGCCAUUUCCAUACAAAAACCCUAGAUCCCUCAUAGCUCUUGCAUUCAUUGCAAUAUCCAUAGAGAUGCAAGCUAUCGCAAACCUUCAUGUGUAUAAGCUGCACAUAUUGCAAUGGUCAACUUAAAGAGACAUGCAUUACUUCACAGCAAGCAAACACGUUUACACAAAUAUAAACCUAAAAUAUAGCAGGAAAUGUCUGAAAAGUACAUAAAUGUUUUUAAACUUUCUACAAAUUUUCGCAGACUGGCUUGUCCGGCACGUCUCUCAGCUGGAGUUGUUUACUGGGUUUGCUUUAUUACUUUAAAGCAGUGGUUCUUAACCCCUGAAUUUGUACCCGAAUUUGGGUCCCCAUGCUGUUUUGGUGGGUCACCAAUAGUAUGGAACAGGCACAUUAUAUGUAUUAGGGCUCAGGCAAAUGUCAAAAUGAAUUGCACUUUGGAAAGAGUAUAAUAGUUAUUUUUUGCAGAAUAUCUUUUGUUUUAUAUUGCAUUACAAUGAAAAAAUGGUUCACUGAGCUAAUUUAACAAUUGAACACUAGGUCACAAGCAAAUGUCAUGUAUUAAGUUUGAAAAAGUUACAAACCACUAUUCUGCAGGCCUUCCAACUGUCCUGAUUACGGUGUGACAGUCCAGAUUGUAGGUUCCUAUCCUGCUAGCCCGGUUUUGUUCCCUGGUGUCCUAUUCUUAGAGACACCAGGAAACUGUCUCCAAAAUGCCCAGCAUAAAUGCAUCAUUUGAUGUGCUCACACCACUAACUGCACUAUGAUCCUGCAGAAAGCACAGAUGCAGUGUGCCCUCCAUGGUCUGUAGGCUUACCUGCCAGUUCUCUGGGCGGCCUGGCCAUUGCACCAAUGGCCUUCCCACUGGUGUCAUGAUUCAAGGAAUAUGCACACAAAAAAACAAGUAAAAUAUGGCGCUACAAAUUGUGACAAACAAUCAAUAUUUCAAUAAAAACAGCAUCUCCCAAAUGCAAUAAACCAAUAUACACUAAUACAUGCAAUGCAACCAAACAAAGGUGCGCUAAAAUAUUAAAAGUGAUAUGUAUAUCCAAAAUGAGAGAAAAAAAACACAAUAUCAUAAAGUGCACAAUUAAAAGUGCAUGGUGUAUUAAAGUGCACAAUUAUGACCAAAGUGCAAUUGCAAAAUAAAGUGCAAAAACAGUAAAUUUGUGUGAUAAAAAAAUUGCUACCUUGUGCAAUCUUAAAAUACAAACCUAUCUUACUUACAUAUUACUUUAGACUUUCACUGAUAUGUACAUAAAGAGAAAACGUAAAAAUAACAUAUAAGGUGAUACUGUUAUAGAUAGUACAAUAUAUAAGUGGUACUAUAUGCACUCACAAACAAGGAGCAAGUAAGACUGCUAAAGCUGUCAAGGCUCCUCUUCACCACCAUACAGCAUUCAACUUCCUCCUGUGGGGUGGACCAAUCUUGUAAAAUAUGUGCACAACCAAAAAAUAUUGAUCUUCCAAAAUCUUUAUUACCACAAUAAAAGAUAAAAACAAAAAAACUGGAGUCCUCAAACAGCAGUCUCUCACCUCAGCCCUUAUGUGGGAUUACUAAGGACUAGCUCUGUGUAGAAACGAUCCAAAAACAGUUCCGGGGGGGCGUGUGACGUCUGACGUUGCGUAACGGAUGACGUCAGGCAUGAUGACGCGUUUCAACGAUUGUAUCGGCUUCUUCAGAUCUGCCCAACUCUGGCAAUCACUCUAGUUUAAAUCCAUUCUAUAGGCGUAUACAGCCCAAAACAUAGACAUAGAAUACGUAGACGCCACAUUGCGUGCUGAGCGGCGAGAAAUGCAAUCGCCAUCUUGGACUGGGCGCUGCUCUACUCAAGCUAUUGAAGAACACUUGGAAAGUCCAUCUCACAAAAGGUAAGUGAAGGACUUGGAGCACUUAUAGUCCUUAAUACCCAUACCCCUGCACACAGUGUUAAUACCCCUACCCACAGUGUUAAUACCCCUAUCCCAGCACACAUAAUGUUAAUACCCCUACCCCAGCACACAUAGUGUUUAAUACCCCUAUCCCAGUACACAGUGUUAAUACCCAUAUCCCAGCACUAGGUGUUUUUAGGGGUAUUGAGUCCUUCACUUACCUUUUGUGAGAUGGACUUUCCAAGUGUUCUUCAAUAGCUUGAGUAGAGCGGUGCCCAGUCCAAGAUGGCGCCCGCAUUUCUUGCCGCUCAGCACGCAAUGCCAUAGAUGUGCGGCGUCUAUGUAUUCUAUGUCUAUGGUCCAAAAGAGUCCAAGAAUCCUAUAAAGUCAUUGGUUAUGCUGCAAGCUUUAUGCAAAUGCAUUAAAGAGACAAUUUACAACAGACAAGGGGAAUUACUCACUAAACAAUGCAUUGAAAAAGGGAAAAAAAGGGGAAAUAUGUCAAACUUUAGAUUUACAACACGCAUUACAAUAAUAUUGUAUUAUAUGGUAAAACAUCAAACAAUAUUAAAAAAGAAAAGGAAAAAAAGAAAGAAAAAAAAUCGUAAAAUUCAUAAACUAAUAAAAAAUAUAGAUUCCAUAAAGAUAUUAAAGAGAUAAUUACUUUAUACUUUAACCAAUCUCAUAUUUAAUAUUUGUUCUAAUAUAUAAUAUAAUAUAAAUAUUUAGGGGGGAUAGAAGUCACAACAAUUACCACUUAAGGUACUGGUGCAAAUUCUCUUAAAGAGAUAGACCUUACUACCGAAAUAUAAUACACAGUUAAUAUGUAAAAUGUAAAAUUGUUUAAAAUUCAAAAAAUCUAAAAAUCAGAACAUAAACAAAAGAAAAAAGAGGAAUACACAUAAUUGUAAUUCUAUAAAAAAAAAAAAAAAGAUCGAACUCUAUAUUGAGGCCAUAUGGUUCUAGUGUGUUGAGUCUAUAGACCCAUCUCAUUUCAUCCUUACCAACUUCCUUAACCCCUUAAGGAUACAUAACAUGUGUGACAUGUCAUGAUUCCCUUUUAUUUCAGAAGUUUGGUCCUUAAGGGGUUAAUAUAAUUACUCCUUCUUUGGGGUUUCUUAACUCUUAACUAUUUGUAUCCCAAGGAAAGUUAAGCCUCUGGGAUCCAUAUUAUGCCUUUCCUUAUAAUGAGCAGAUACACUAUGCUGUGUAUACCCUUUUAAAAUAUUAUAAACGCGCUCACCAAUCCUAAUCUGCAAUGGCCGUAUGGCGCGGCCCACAUACUGUAGGCCACAUGGACAAAUUAAAAGAUAUAUCACAUUUCUAGUAUUACCCGUAAUGAAAUCCUUAAUUAAAAAUCUCCUUUCAAAGUUCUAAAUUUAUCUACUCCUUUCAAGGUCUUGUUCUUACUAUACUUGCACGCCGUGCACUUAUUGCACAAAUAAAAUUUACUGUUUUUGCACUUUAUUUUGCAAUUGCACUUUGGUCAUAAUUGUGCACUUUAAUACAUCAUGCACUUUUAAUUGUGCACUUUGAGAUAUUGUGUUUUUUUUUCUCUCACUAUUGAUUUAUGAUUUAAGGAAUAGCAAUGUUGGGCGAAGUAUGGAUCUGUAGUAUAGAACCUAUACAUUAGAUUUAAACAUUCAGAGACUGCAAUCUGGUGUAUAGUAUCAAUGUCUUCAUAUGUUCAUAUCUCAAAAUUGCCUUUAUUUGAUUGGCAGAGUGCAAGAGCUGUAUACUGUAUAUGAAACAUAUAUAAUGUCUUGCAAGUAGCCUGUCCUGAAAAAUUAUAAUCAACCCAUUUUGCUGUUGAAUCAUGGGAGCCCAGUAUAUAGAUAACACAAGUCACUGUGACAACACUUUGUGAUGUAGGUAAUGCUAGAACAGUCUGCAGGAAAGUGGUCAAGCACAUAUAUUGCUUUUAUUUAUUUUACAGGUUUUGUUUGAUAUAGUGCAUGUAGCUGAAUACAGCCCACCAUUUAAAAUAUGUGCAGUAUGUCUACUUUUACCGAGGGUAAAGUAUAUCAGUAAUUGGUCGUAGCCAUAGUAACAGGUCAACUAAGAGAUUUUGCAGCAGAAGAUUGACAUCAUUAAAUGUGUUCAUGUGGCUACGCAGGCAAUUUUGCAGAAAAAUGCUAACACUAAACACUUUAUAAAUACGGGGAAUAUUGUGCUUUGUAUUUUUCAUAUCAGCGGUUACUGUAGGAGAAUCAAUGCUUGGAACAGCUGUGAUUGUUUGUCUAUUAUAUUUAUAUAUAUUUUAAUGAUUUCUGAAUGUUUUGUUGUUUUUUUUGUUUGUUUGUUUUUGCCUGUUUGUGGUAGGCUUUUUCUUCUGUGAAAGAGCACAUUAUUAUUAUUUUGCAUUUGACAUGGAUUAGCCUUAAAAUACUUAAAAUAAUGUAUGAUUACUGGAAAAUACAGGCCGUGAUUAUAGAAGCACAACACUGACAGUUUUAUAAGUCACUUCCUCUCGGAAAGCAAGUGGCAUUGCUCCUUGUUUUUUUCAUUUCAUUAAAAUUCACUUUUUUUUUUUACAUUUAUAAUAUGUGACCCAAUUCUUGCUAUCUUAAUGUGUUCGUCUGCAUAUGGCAGUAUUUAUUUGUAAUGAAAUACUGUAUAUAUUCCAGGCAUGUCUAGAAAUCAACAUAUUGGUCGUUUUUAUAUGCGGUCUGAAUAAUAAUUUUAUAGGACAUUUGUGCGAGAGUCGUGUGUGUAUGGUUCAGUUUCUGUCAAAGAAAAACAAACAACAGAUGAACCACAGCUUGGGAAAUAUGUCCAACAGGUGUAGUCAGUGCUCUACAACAAGCAAAAAAAUUCACAACUUGAGUAUCUAAUUUCUCAUUGAAGAAGAUCCAAUCUCUUUUCACCUUUUCGUGUUUCCCUCCUCCAGUCUUUUCCCAAUGCCUUUUCCAAUGUCUUUCUAUCUGUGCAUCAUUAUGCACUAGAUGAAAUGUGGCUAUCAUUACAUAGAAGUGUAUUGUUCUUUCUUUUAGAAGUAUGUUCCCCAGUUUCUACCAGAAUUGUUUCAAGCUUCCAUGGCUCAUCAGGCUCACUUUCCCGGCGUUUUACCUCUUUACCACUCUCUUUACCACUGUUCCUCUGCCAGUCUCUCUUUUCCAUUACGAUCAACCUUUUUCACCUUAAUGCCAAGCAGUUUCUCCAUUCUUCUUAGCAUUGCCUAUUUCCCUCCCUCUGCCUGUCUUUUGUGUUUCUUUGCAUUAGUCUCCGUUACUAAUUAUUGCUAGGUGGCAAAAAGACCAGGGGAUUCAGCCCAAGGGUAGAUUUCAUGACCAUUUCCAGACUAUAUUUGUUUGUAUCUUCAAAUGUUGAGUGUUCUUAUUAUUUCUAUAUUAGAAACCUAAAUGUAAGUUUUCAGGCGAAUUUGGCAAACAAUUAAAAUGUGCAAAAAUUGUACCUGAGGUUUUACCUGAGCCCACUUGGGUCUACAGUCUAGGUAAGCCCUCCAGCAAUACCUUGUGUUGCUUACCUCUAAUACUUAUGAUGGAACUGUGUGUGAUAGGGAUUGUGUGCAGGGAGCUACAUGCGGGGAGUUGUAUGUUGUCUGCACCACUCCAUGCAGAUAGGUGUGUUGAUGUAUUCCUGAUGUGAGCUUUGUGUGGCAGGCUUCAUGUGUAAUGGGAAAUGUGUGUAAUAGCAUGCUUAUACUUCCCAACAUUUGAAAUGGACAAAGAAACAUAGAAACAUAGAAUGUGACUGCAGAUAAGAACUGUUUGGCCCAUCGAGUCUGCCCAAUUUUCUAAAUACCUUUAUUAGAUCCUGGCUUUAUAUCUAGGCUAUCCUUAUGCCUAUCCCACACAUGCCUAUCCCACACAUGCUUAAACUCCCUCACUGUGUUAUGCACUACCACUUCAGCUGGAAGACUAUUCCAUGCAUCUCCUAACCUGUAUGUAAAGUAAAACUUCCUUAAAUUAUUUUUAAACCUUUGCCUCUCUAAUUUAAGACUAUGUCAUCGUGUUGUGGUAGUUUUUCUUCGUUUAAUUAUAGUCUCCUUUACUGUGUUGAUUCCCUUUAUGUAUUUAAAUGUUUCUGUCAUAUCCCCCCAUCUCGUCUUUCUUCCAAGCUAUACAUGUUCUUUAUCCUGUUUUAUCCUGCAAUCCAUGAACCAGUUUAGUAUCCCUUCUUUGAAUGCUUUCCAAAGUAUCAAUAUCCUUCUGAAGAUGUGGUCUCCAGUACUGCUUACAAUGCUCCAAGUCAGGUCUUACCUGUGUUCUGUACAAUGGCAUGAGCACUUCCGUUUUUCUACUGCUAAUACCUCUCCAUAUAACCAAGCAUUCUCCUAGCAUUUCCUGCUGCACUAUUGCAUUUGUACAACAAAUUAUCCCUUCACACCACACCAGUGUAUAACAAGGAUAAAGCUACUUAGCUUGAAAUUGCAGCUUCCCAAGGUCCCUUCCCUGUGGGUGACCUCAUACAAAUAUAAUACAAAAUAGAAAUUGGGAUACAGCUGAGUAUCAAAGAAAAAAAAUAACAACAAAUAAUAGUGCAACACUGUUGGUAAUCAAAAAAACCAUGAGUGGUGGAACUCACAGACUCCAAGUGUUUAAGGUGCCUUAAGGUUGCCUUCCCUCUGUGGGAGGUCAGGAUCCUCUGUAUGUUGUUCAUGCUCCGGAUGGCAAUCAGGAACCAGGUCAGUAGGUAUAAAGAAUUUAUUAGCUCCAAAUGUAUUCAAAAUAUAUCAAAUAUAAAAGCAAAUAUUAGAUCACUGGACCACAGAGGGAAGCCAACCUUAAGGCGCCUUAAACAGUUGGAGUCUGUGAGUUCCACAAUUAGUGGGGGCACCGCUCUUUGAUUAUCAACAGUGUUGCACUAUUAUUUGUUAUUCUUUUUUCUUAGAUUAUCAGCUUUAUCCCAAUUUCUAUAUUGCUCUAUGACAUUGCCUGCCUACCUUUAAGUAAUCUGAUAUAAUUACUCCUGAAAAGAGGGAUACGUUACUGUUAGGGGUGUGAGUGGGGGGGGGUGUUCAGGGAUGGGGCUGUUUUGAGAAACUCUAGGUGAUUUACUAUUAGCAAUUUAUGCAACUAAAAUGUAUUUUAUAGCAAUGUACCUUAUUUAUACAUACUAUUUUCUAAAUACAUUUAUUUAGGUUUAUUGGGAAAUUACUGUGCGUAUUGUUGCUGUGGUGCUCUGUUACACAUUCUGACACAACAACAAUAUGGGUCUCCUUGAAAAAGAGGGACAAUAGGAUAGAAAAGAGGGACAGAGGGAAAUGGGCACAAAAUAGCCACUAUCCCUCCUAAAUAGGCAAAAUUGGGUGGCAUGCAUGCAUGUGAUGGUUGUGUUGGGUGUUGCAUAUGGAUGUUUGAUGACAACUGAGAGAAGUAGGAAUACUUCGGUAGUUGGUUGUUACCUUUUGGGCAGGGAGAGGACAUUCUCCAUAGUGGUUCCUGUGUGAGAAAAAAUGUGGUCUGUAUCUUCAGAAACAGUAGGUCACUGUCAUUGCUUCCUUGUGUAUGAACUGGAGCAGUGGACGAGUAACCUGGCAGCUGUUCUCUGAUUUACCCAUUGUGAGGGAGUGCAGACAGUAAUUUAAAUUAGUAAACUUGACUAAUGCCUGGUCUAAGUGUGCUGGAGGAUUUCCUGUUGCUAGUGAUACUUGAUUGUCUGUCCUCUAUGGUCUCUGUGUUUUCUGUGAGGUGUGUUUUCUUACUGUCUUUCCUCAGUUCCUCUGUAUCUCUUGAUACACAGCCUUUCCCAUAUUCAUGUGUACUCUGUCCUGAUUUCUACAUACUGCUGUUGUGCUAUAAAUAGAACAACCAUGCCUCCAAACAGUCCUGAUUCUGGCUGGAUAGUCAAGAUUUUCAGGUCAUGACAUAAUUCCCUAGUGGGACAUCAGGGAAAUUUUUCCCCAAUAAGCAUAGCACAAGCCCAUCAUAAAGCACGCUCACGAUAUGUUCAGAGCACUAGUACUGCCCUCAGUUGGCUGGCCUAACAUGGUAGCCUGGCAGCCUGGUGUGUAUUCAUGCCAGGCAGACCUGCCAGUAAAGGGUGUCUUUUGGGGCAGAGCCAGGCAGUUUUGUUAUUGCAUCAUGUGUCUGCCCCUUCACAUAUUUAUACACAGAAAGUUAACGUUGCAGCAUAAUGCUACAAUUGUUUAAAUUGUUGUUUGCUUGUUUUUUUAAAACCAAUUUACACUCAAUACUCUUAUAAUUACAAAGCAAAACAUGUUUUACUUCAUUGCAAACAUAUUAAACAGAAAUAAAAAGUAUUCAGUGGAUAACUUAGUGGAAACAAAAAUGAUUACAGCCUUAAGUCUUUUUGGUAUGAUGCAAGCAGCUUUGCACACCUAGAUUUGGGUAGUUUCUGCCAUUCAUCUCUGCAGAUUCUGUCAAGCUGCAUUAGGCGGGAUGGGGACCAUUUGUGGGCUGCCAUUUGAGGUCUCUCCAGAGAUGUUCGAUUGGGUUCAAGUCCGUGCUUUGACUGGGCCACUCAUGGACAGAGUUGUCCUUAGCUACGUUUGCAUUGUCUUGGCUGUGUUUUUGUGGUCACUCCGGUUGUAAGGUAAAUCUUUGGCCCAGUGUGAGAUCCUGAUGCCUAAAGCCUGCUCUUAUGAGAUUAACCAAAUGUAAGUACAUUCGAUAUGCAUUUUGGGGAUUUAUUGCAAUGUAUACAAUAAGACCCUUUAAAGGACUAUCUGGGAAGGGUAAUUUGGUCACAACAGAAUAAUGGAAAAGAAACUUAGCUCUCACCUGAAAACGCAUAUUUUAUUAAGGUAAUGCUGGAUCAAUAAAUGAAACAUUGCACUACAGGGAACCUCAAUAAAUGGCUGUCCCUUGUAAGUGAUAUUAGGCUGUUAGAAUAAGACCUGCCAAAAAUGGGAUGUUGUGGCAAAAAUAUGUACUGUAUUCAUUUAAUUCAACAAUACCAACACACAGCAACCCUACUUCUGAAUUAAUAUAACUGUAAUCAGUACCAGUGAAGCUCCACUGAAUGCAACUGACCUCUGUAAAUACGGGACUAAAUAUGCACAACCAAAUGACGAGUCGCAACAUAAUUGUCCCUAUCUGUCUGUAAAUAAGGUUCAACUGAAAUUACACAAUUUUUUUAGAUGGAAUUUGCAAGUAGAUGAGAAACAAUUCUAUUGUUAUGUUUGCCUUGUUUUUAAAAACAUUGUACUUAUUAGAAUUAAUUUAAAGUUGGGUGCUCUGUAAUCUCUUUGCAGUAAUCUUGGUCAGAGGCAUCCUUAUAAAAUAUGCAUGUCCAGGUGAGUGCAAUAUUUCACACAUCUAUCAUAACAGGAGGAAAAGUACAUAUGUGUAUUUUAGAGCCACUAUGCAGAACAGUAUAUACCAAACAUAGAUACAAGAUACCCAGUUUCAAUAAGGGAACUGGAUUUAAAGUCAUUAGUUAAACAAUUUUGGCAGCAUUUGUGAGUAGCUGUAUUCCUAAAUCUAAAUAUGCCAUAUUCUUGUACCAAUACUCAUAAGGAGAGUAUUUUAACUUUUUUAUUUAACUUUUUCAUAACUACUGGAAGUGUCAGAACUUUUUGUUUUUGUAUUUUAGUUUGUACUGUAAUAUUUAUUGUGUGUAUUGUUAAGUUAAGGGAAUUACCAUUCAACUCAAUGUUUUAAUUAAAUUUAAUUACCACUCAACACAAUGUUUUAAUUACCACUCAACUCAAUGGUUUAAUUAAAUUAAAUUUAAUUUGAAAGCUGUAAUGAAUGACUAAAACAGUACCGAAUGAUUACUUUAAUUUGUACAAUACUAAUUAAUUAGGAUACUCAUACAGGGGAGGUACAUGUUCAGUGCCGGUUUUAAGGAUUCAAAAAAUACCAAAUAGAAACAAGAGGUGGAUGAAGCAUAAGGCAGAUUAUAUGGUUUUCACUCUUUUAUAUCACAUUUUGUUUCCAGUAGGUUCAGAGGAAGAAUGCAAACAUGAAACUGAAUCAUGGAAUGAACAAGAUAAGUGUUCCGAAGAAAAAACUGACAAUAAUGAAGAACCACUUAUAGUGGCUUCUACUGAUGAUGAUUUGUAUGUAGUAUUUGAAACUUCCACAAAAGAUACACAACAAAAACAAACAUAUUCUGUACAAGAACAAACAGUUCCAGAACCAACAUCGGUCUCGGCAAUAGAAUGUGGUGCAUUCUAUACUGAUCCAGGUACAACUGAUUAAGAAUACACUAAAUGGUACUUGCUUUUCAUUCCAAUGAUAGCAUGUAUGGGACAUAAAUAUAAUAGCUUGCAUUAAGGCACAAACAAUAUCCUUAAGCACAAUUUUUUCGAGAAUCUCAAAUUGGUUGGGAAACUGUAGAGUUCAUGUUUACUGAGGGAUGUAUGAAUUACUUCAUUUGCUUUUCUUGCUUGCCUACUCAUUUUCCCUCAAGAAUCAAUCAAGAAAUCCAUUAUCGAAUAUCCCUUUGUAUCUGCCCACACUUCUAACUAUACAAACCAGACCUUGGUACACGAUAAAUCCCCACUACUAUCUACUAUGUACUGCUUUUAUCCAUGUAUCUGUAUGUUUGUUUGUUUAAAAUGCUGCAUUUCUACAAGACAUUUGUAUUGUUUUUAGGAAUUCAUAUUCACACAGGCUGGAGAUAAGGAAAUAAGGGCAUUGGCUAAAGAAACACUGCCUAAAUAAUUAUUAUUUUUUUUUAAAGUACAAAACACUAUUUAGAAUAUAUAUCCCAAAAUAAACAUGCUUGAUUUUAAUUAUUAAUAUUUUUUCAUUUGGGUUCUGUCUACAACCAGCUUGCAAAAGUUGCAGAUCUGUCCAAUCACAGACUUUGCAAGGCAGUUGCUCUGGGCAGUUACCUGCCUCUUGAGUUUUGCUCCAGAGAGCUAUACAAAGAGGAAGUAACAGGCCUGGUUGUAUCUUUUCAGUCUAUGUAACUAUGUAAUUGAAGGGAAGAGGAGUGUGAAAAGCUACCGAAUGCUUAACUAUGGACAAUUGGAUUGUCUGAGAUUGUGAAAUCUGACGAUCUCAGGCAAGGAGCUGACUGGCCAGAGAGACCAGCGCAGUGCUAGAGAAGAGGUAACUAAAAUACCUUUGUAAAGGGAGACGAGGGGGCAAGAACCUAAACAGUUCUAUUACCACUACAUUGUCAGGAAUACGUUUGUUUUCCUGACACUAUAGUGUUUAAGACUUUAGCAUUAAAAAUACAGUAUGUAUUUUCAUAACAUUAAAGUGUAAAGUGUCUCUUUAACAUUAAAUAUAGCAUUUCCUAACCUGUCUUCAUUCCAGUUUUAUUAUAUUUAGACAUAGCACAUUGUAAUCAAUGUACAUGCUAACAGUAUUAAGAAUAUGCAUCUAUUCUAAAUGCAAAUCACACAUAUAUAUUGCUUGGCCACCCUCAAGCAUCAAUCUAGCACCGAUCUUUAACAGAUGAGAUGAAGCAGAUAUACAAUUUCUAAUCUUUAAUACUCACCGCUUGUCUUUAAUCUAAAGCUUUUCUUCAAUUUAUUUCCUCUCUGAGCCAUCAGAUAUCACUUGUGUGGUGAGGGUGUAUCUAUGUCAUGCCCACUGUGAAUGAUUCAUUGUCAAUUGUAAAAAUAUUGUCAAUUAAUGUGGUGUGAUCAUUGUUUCACUGUCAAUAUAUGGGUAACUACGGUGAUGUGUGUAGUCACGUGGAUGCAUGGAAUGGUAAUCCAAUAGAGGUGGUAUUAUUAUCGUUAUUGGUAUGAUUGAUUACAGCAUGGUAAGGGUUAAUUUGGCUGCUUUUAACUAAGAACUAUGAAGUAAAGUGUAUCUGGAAAGCAAAUAGUUAAAUGUUGUUGGUGUCCCGGAAAAUACUUUAAAUGUUAUAGCAAUUAUGGUAUGUUAUAUUUUCCUGUUUGGAAACAAAACGAUAAAAUUUACAAGUGGUCUCUGAGGCCCAGUAAUAUUUAUUUCUACCUGAGCCUUGUUAGAUAGGCUUUAUGAGUUGAGAUGCAACACAACACUUACAAUAUAUACUGUAAGUUCAGUAAAGGGUCACUCACAUGGUUAUUCAAUAAAUGCCAGAUUUUUUUCUGGAUGAACAAAAUUCGGGGAAAAUGUUUAAAUUCCGACCGCAAUGACAAUUCUCAUAUUUACUAAAGUGAAAUAUGGUCAGAAUUUGGAUGGCCUGAACAAAUCUGCAACAGUUAUUUGAUCUGGAUGUAUUCAGUGUCUGGAUUAAAUUUAGUGGUUUUGCAUCCGAAUCCCAUAAAAAGUAUAUUAUUUGAAGGAUUCACAAAGUACCAAUAUUGACAAAAUUCAGAACUGAAUGCAUCUGGCAGGUUGCACAAUCCUAAAUUAUUGUUCACUCUCUUUUUUUGUACUAUUUGGGGCUAUUACAUUUUUAAAAAGUCGGGUCAAUGGUGGGGAGAUCUGCUUACUAAGGAGCAGACCUAAUGUUCCAACCCCAGGUUAUGGCCAUUGGCAGCAGGUUUGGACCCUAAUACCAAUAUACUGGAGAGGACCUAAUGUCCCCGUAUUGGCAUUGCAUAGGAGUUCUAAAUAAGUGUAAAGUGAAAAGUUGGACAUGCCAUUGUCAACCACCGAAAAUUGUCAUUGUCUAAACCACCAGGUGGCUAAUCCCCAAUCCCGUUGCAAUUCUUACUUUAAUAAGAUUGGGGGGAGACAAGCUGCCAAAUAAUUAACCAUCACGGCGCCAAGGGUUUUUUAAUUAUUUCCCUGCUUGCUACUAGCACAGCCAGCAUUAGUUUGGAUUUUUUUUUAAUCCAUGCCUGGAUUGGAAACAUCCGAAUUCAGAUUUGAAGCAUUCUGGUCCAGAUUUCAGCUGUUUGGUGGUGUUUGGUCCAGCAAAUGUAAAGACAUAAUGUUCUGUGCCAGAAUUGCAAAAUAAAGACAAUGUUAAAUAGAGUGAACAAUGUCAGGAUUUUGUAGUCUGAAUGGCCCUGUAUGCAAAGUAGAGAGGGAGGGCCAGCACUCCACUCAAAAUUUGGGUGCACAUCCCUAAGGUCACCUUUCAAUUACCUCAUAAACAGUAUAAAAAACAUUAAGGAGUCACACCAACUAAAAUAAAGAGAUUCAUUCCACCUGUGUGGAACUGGCAACAUUUUGACCCAACCUCGGGGUCUAUAUAAAGCUCUGUAUGCAGCCGGAUGGUUUUGCCCCGUUUGUAACAGGGCCAUUUGGACUUUAGUGAAUAACUUUGUUAAAGUUUUGGAUGGAUUUUAGAUGUAAUGGGGGUGAGGGGGCAUUAUGUAUGAAAUAUAUCUCAUAUGGUCCCAAAAUAAUUGUCUGGAUUCAUUGAGAAACAUAGAAACAUACAAUGUGACAGCAAAUAAUAACCAUUCGGCCAUCUAGUGUGCCAAUUUUUCUAAAUUACAUAGUUACAUAGUUACAUAGCUGAAAAGAGACUUGCGUCCAUCAAGUUCAGCCUUCCUCACAUAUGUUUUUGCUGUUGAUCCAAAAGAAGGAAAAAAAAAACAGUAUGAAGCGCUUCCAAUUUUGCAACAAACUAGGAAAAAAUUCCUUCUUCACCCCAAAAUAGCAGUCAGAUGUCUCCUUGGAUCAAGCAGCUAUUACCCCCAAAAUUUGAAAUUAUAUACCUGUAUUCUAUGUUUUUGCAAGUAUGUAUCCAAUUGCUGUUUAAACAUCUGCAUAGACUCUGACAAAACCACCUCUUCAGGCAAAGAAUUCCAUAUGCUUAUUGCUCUUACUGUAAAAAAAACUUUUCUUUUCCUUAGAUGAAAUCUCCUUUCUUCAAGCCUAAAUGUGCGACCUUGUGUCCUAUGUAUAGCACUGUUUAUGAAUAGAUUUCCAGAUAAUGGUUUGUGCUGGCCCCGAAUAUAUUUGUAUAAUGUUAUCAUAUCCCCUCUCAGGCGCCGUUUUUCCAAACUGAAGAGACUUACAUUUUUUAACCUUUCUUCAUAACUAAAAUGCUCCAUUCUUUUUAUCAAUUUGCACUCUGCACUUUUUCUAGUGCCAUGAUAUCUUUCUUUAGAACAGGUGCCCAAAAUUGCACAGCAUAUUCAAGAUGUGGUCUUACCAGCGAUUUAUAAAGAGGCAAAAUUAUAUUUUCAUCUCGAGAAUUUAUGCCCCUAUUUAUACAUGACAAAACCUUACUGGCCUUAGCAACGGCAGAUUGACAUUGCAUAUUGCUGCCUAAUUUGUUGUCUAUAACAAUUCCCAAAUCCUUCUCAUGUGUGGUUAUCCCUAGUACCAUUUAGGGUGUAAAUUGCUUGUGCAUUCUUAACCCCAAAGUGCAUAACUUUGCAUUUCUCUACAUUAAAUUUAAUCUGUAAUUUUAGUGCCCAGUCCCCCAAUCUAUCCAAAUCCCUCUGCAGCAAGGCAAUAUCCUGCUCACAUUUUAUUACUUUACAAAGUUUUGUGCCAUCUGCAAACACUGAUACAUGGCUUUCAAUGCCCAUUUCAAGAUAAUUUAUAAAUAUGUUAAAUAGAAGUGGUCCCAAAACAGAACCCUGAGGGACACCACUUACCACUUUUGUCCAGCUUGAAAAUGUACCAUUAAUGACAACUCGUUGUACUCUAUCCUUAAGCCAAUGUUCUACCCAAGAACAAGAAUAUUCAUCUACACCAAUUUCUUUUAGUUUGAAGACUAACCUAUUGUGAGGAACCGUAUCAAAUGCCUUGGCAAAAUCCAAGUAGAUCACAUCCACUGCAACACCCUGAUCUAUACUUCUACUUAUUUCUUCGUAGAAUGCAAUUAGGUUAGUUUGACAUGACCUAUGUUUCAUAAAACCAUGCUGAUUAUUGCUAAUAACACAGUUCUUCCCAAUGAAUUCCUGAACAUUAUCCCUUUAUAGCCGUUCAAAUAAUUUCCCAGUCACAGAAGUUAAACUCACAGGUCUAUAAUUUCCAGGCAAGGAUUUUGAACCCUUUUUAAAUAUAGGAACAACAUCUGCCUUCCUCCAAUCCUCCGGUACAAUACCUGAAACAAAAGAAUCUUGAAAAAUUAAAUACAGAGGUUAACUUAUUUCCCCACUUAGCUCCUUAAGUACUCAUGGGUGGAUACCGUCAGAGCUUUAUUUACAUUAAUUUUCUUUAAUAGCUGUAGCACCUUGUCUCGAGGUAUCCAAUCAUAAGUUAUCUGCAAGUUUGUUGCAGCAAUCAUUUGCUUAUCUCUUGCCAUAGGACCCUCAUUAAUAUAUACUGAAGAAAAAUAGUUAUUUAAAAUUUCUGCCUUUUCCUGGUCUUCAUUGACUAACAGACCCAUCUCUGUUUUCAGUGUACCUACACUUUCAUUUUUUGUUUUUUUUAGAAUUGAUGUACUUGAAAAAAAUAGUGGGUUGGUUUUGCAUUCUUUGGCUAUCAUUUUCUCAUUUUCUAGUUUAGUCACUUUAAUUGCCUUUUUGCAAGUAUUAUUGGCUUCCUUAUAUCUUAUAUAAAAUGCCUCUGAUUUGUCCGAUUUAAAUGCUUUAAAUGCCCCUUUCUUAUUUUUAAUCUCGUUUUACUUUACUACUAAGCCACAUUGGUUUUAAUUUGUUUCUUUUAUAUUUAUUACCCAAUGGUACAUACAGUGAUUUGUUUGAAUAGUUUCCAUUUUUCCUCAGUGUUUUUAUCACUAAGGAGUUUAUGCCAGUCGAUAUGUUGUAGAGCUGCCCUAAUCUUAUUAAAAUUGGCAUUUUUAAAAAUUAUAAGUUUUAAUAUACCCCACGUGCUUUUGCUUUUUUGAGUUUAUUUCAAAAGUUACCAUAUUGUGAUCACUAUUUCCCAAAUGCUCCCCUACUUGAAUGUUAGUUAAAAGAUCAACAUUGUUUGUUAUAACGAGAUCCAGACAAGCAUCCUUUCUAGUUGGUGCUUGUACCAGUUGUGACAUAAAGGUAUCAUUUAACACAUUCAAAAAACUGAUUCCCCUUGCUGAAUUACUAGUCCCGCUAUCCCAAUUUAUAUCUGAGUAAUUAAAAUCUCCAAUAAUUAACGUGUUACCCUGAUUUGCAGCUUUCCCAAUUUGCUCUAACAGCAGUUCUUUCUCAUUAAUAUAUCCAUUUGGUGGUUUAUAACAUAUCCCAACCAAUAAUUUAUUUCCCUUUGUUUGCCCCAAGCAGAUAUCUACCCAGAAAGCUUCCACAUUUUCCUCGUCACACUCCACAUGCCUAAGAUUUGACUUUAACUCUAACAUGGCUAACAUACAAACAUACCCCACCACCCUUCUUGUUUUUCCUAUCCUUCCUAAAUAACGUGUACCCAUUUAAGUUAACUGCUCAGUCACAUGUCUCAUCCCACCAUGUUUCUGUUAUGCCUAUUAUAUCAUAUUGUUUAGUGUAUGCUAUUGCCUCUAGUUCCCCCAUUUUGUUAAAUAGGCUCCUUGCAUUAUUAAGCAUACAUUUAAUACUACCAUGAGUCAUUUGUACUUUUUGUGAAUUAUCAAUAUUACAUACCUCCUCUUUUCCGAGCUUUCCUCUCCCCAUCUCCACCCCCUUUGUUCUGAGCUAAAGCCCAUCUCAUUUCUAUACUAUCUCCAUUUUCUAGAUUGCUUUGACCCUCCCCCCUACUACUAGUUGAAAAUCUCCUAGCCAUCCUAUCCCCCAGCACAGCAGACCCUCUUCCGUUUAGGUGCAAUCCAUCACGACUAUACAGGUUGUACCCAAGCACAAAAUCGGCCCAGUGCUCUAAAAACCCAAAACCCUCUUUCCUGCACCACGACUUCAGCCACGCAUUGACCUCUCUAAUCUCCUGCUGCCUUUCUUCUGUAGCGUGCGGCACAAGUAAUAUUUCUGAAAAUAUUACCUUGGAGGUCUUUUUCUUUAGCUUACUUCCUAGAUCCCUCAACUCACUCUUUAGGACCUUCCAUUUUCCUCUGACUUUGUCAUUGGUACCAAUAUUGACCAUGACAGCUGGGUCAUCCCAAGCCCCUCCCAAUAAUCCCUCCACUCUGUCGGCAACAUGCCGGACCCGAGCACCCGGGAGACAGCAAACUGUCCGGUUGAGUCAAUCAGAGUGGUAGAUUACCCUAUCUACUCUCUUAAUAAUAGAGUCCCCUACCACCACAACCUGUCUAGACUUCCUUACCCUCUAAAUCCCACCCGUGCUAGAGGGGCUGUUCCCACGGCUGUUAGAAGGAACAGCUUCCUGCAGUACAGCUACUUCUGAGCUAAUGAUUCCAACAUCUUCACUCAAACGGGCAAAUCUGUUAGGCUGCACUAGAUCAGGACUAGCUAAACCUUUCCUCUUCCCUCCCCCUCUGCUUCCUCGCCCCACUGUUACCCAGCUACAUGCCUGUUCUCCAACUGUCUCAUCUCCUCCCACUCCAGUACCUGCACCCACAAAACUCUGCUCCGUGAGCAGCAGACUCCUCUCAAGAUUAUCAAUCUCCCUCAGUGUUGCAAUUUGCCUCUCCAGAUGUCCAAUCCGAGCUUCCAGAAAAGUCACUUGCUCACACCCACCACAGAGGUAUUGACCCUGGACAGAUUUAUCCAGGCAUGCAUACAUGCCUAAAUAAUCUCAUUAGUCACUGGCCUUAUCUUAUAGCUAGGAUAACCUUAUGAAUAUCCCAUGCAUGCUCAAACGCCUUCACUGUGUUAACCUCUACCACUUCAGCUGGUAGGCUAUUCCAUGCAUCCACUACCCUCUCAGUAAAGUAAUACUUCCUGAUAUUAUUUUUAAACCUUUGCCCCUCCAAUUUAAGACUAUGUCCUCUUGCUGUGGUAGUUUUUCUUAUUUUAAAUAUACCGUAGUCUCCUCCUUUACUAUGUUGAUUCCCUUUAAUCAAAUGUAUUUAUAUAUCCCCCCGUCUCGUCUUUCCUCCAAGCUAUACAUGCUACUUUCCUUGUACAUUUUAUCCUGCAAUCAUGAAACAGUUUAGUAGCACUUCUCUGAACUCUCUCCAAAGUAUCAAUAUCCUUUUGGAGAUACAAUCUCCAGUAAUGCGUACAAUAUACCAAGUGAGGUCUCACCAGUGUUCUGUACAAUGCAUGAGCACUUCCCUCUUUCUACUGCUAAUACAUCUUUCUAUACAACCAAGCAUUCUGUUAGAAUUUCCUGCUGCUCUAUUACAUUGUCUGCCUACCUUUUAAGUCAUCUGAAAUAAUUACCCCUAAAUCCCUUUCCUCAGACAUAGAGGUUAGGACUUUAUCAAAUAUUUAUACUCUAUGUAUCCACAUUAAAUCUCAGCUGCCACAGCUCUGACCAUUUUUCUAGUUUACCUAAAUCAUUUGCCAUUUGGCUUAUCCCUCAUGAUCUAGCUUAGGUACAAAGGGAUCAGAACAGGGCUGGAUUAACAUAGGGGCCGAUGGACCUGCAGCUCCAGGCCCAUGCCCAUGAAAUAGGCCCAUUGAUUAUUGAUAUAUCUAUAUAUUUUUUUACUACUCUUCACAUACUCUUGCUUAAGUUUGGAAACUUAAGAUGGAUGUAGGGGAACAAAACUUUUGUGCACUGACUGACAAUAAAUUUAGUUAAGACAAAGCUGACUCCAUUCACAGCAGAGUGCCAAACCCGGAAGUGUUACCGCAUGACAGGACACCCCACCUACGGAGCACUCUCCGGGUGCUAUUACCUCAGUUUUUGAGGGUAUCUUCUGUGAAAGGCAGUAAUCAACUUAUUUGCAUUUAUUUCAGAGGCUUUCUCCCAAGUGUUAUCUUCUUCUCCAUAACCCUUCCAUCUAAUAAGGUAUUGUAAGUUACCUCUAUGAAGUCUGGAGUCAAGAAUUCUCUCUAUUUCAUAUUCCAAUUCACCCUGUACUUCAAUGGGGUCAGGCUUUGACAAUUGUUCCCUAUGGAAGGGAUUUGGGAGAAAAGACUUGAGAAGGGAAACAUGAAAAACAGGAUGAAGUUUAAGUGAAGGAGGAAGUUUCAAUUUCACAGCAUUUUCAUUAAUAAUGGAUUCAAUUUGAAAAGGUCCAAGGAAAAGAGGACUAAGUUUCUUAGAAGGACGGUUAGUAGAAAUAUUUUUUGAUGAUAACCAAACAGUAUCACCAAUUUUAUAUUUAGGAAGAGCUCUCCUUUUAACAUCAUAAUUCCUUUCAAGAUUUUUCUUUAAUUGAUCAAACAAUGAGGACAUUUCCAUGUCUUGAAUAGAAACCAUCAGAUUAGAAGUUGCCUUGGAUCUUUGACAAACUGGACAUGAUUUUACAUAAGUUUCAAUGGUUUUGUCUUGACGAGGCCACCAAUAUUGUCUAGUAGAGAGUUCAAUUGUCUUUUUUAUCCCGGGAUGUCCAGCAAGGGGAGAAUCGUGAAUUAAUUUUAAAAGGUUAUAUCGGAGUUUUGGAGGAAUAUAAAUUCUGUUUUGGAAAUAAAAGAUUCCAUCUUUUUUGAACAAUUUAGGAGUAGAAGGUAGUUCAAGUUCUUUGAGAGAUAAUUGUUUCAGUUCAUCCAAUAUAGUAGUUGUAAGUCCAAUUAUUUUAUUGUUUGAUAACAUUGAGAAAGUUUUCUCUUUUGAAGAAGGAUCAACAGGAAUUCUGGAAAGAGCAUCAGCUUUUUUGUUAUGAGAUCCAUCAGAAAAAUCUGAAUAUGGUUCUGGUAGAGUUUCGUGACUUAAUUGAAAUAUAGGAAUUUGAGGGAGAGAAUUUUCCUUACAAUACUCAGAGUCCAUGGUGAGAGAAAAUGGAGCCCAACGAAUGAAGGGAUUAUGCAUUUGUAACCAAUUGAUUCCUAAGAUGAUUGGAAAAAGGGGGGAUUUUAUAAUAUCAAUAACAAGAAAUUCUGAAUGGUUAUUAUUGAUAGUGGUCAAAACAGAAAUAGUUUCAUUUUUUAUGGGACCAGAGGGGAUUAAAGAUCCAUCAAUAACUCUGAUGGAGACAAAAGAUGCUUUUUUCAGACAAGGAAUUUUAUUGGCUUCAACAAAUGAAGAAUCUAUGAAUAUCCCCGUAGCACCAGAAUCAAUAAUGGCCUCAGUCUUGAUUCUUUUUUUGUCCCACUGUAAAAUUAAAGGUACAGCAAACUGAUGAGAGGAGGAAGAGGGUAGUGUUUUUAGAAUUGAGAUAUUAAUUUUAGGUUUACCUCCCUUAGAGUGUUUUAGAAGAAUACAUUCUUGUAAGAGAUGUUCUUUAGAGGCACAGUACAUACAAAGAUUUAAGUCUCUCCUCCUUCUUUUUUCUUCCAUAGACAAAGGUCCCCUAGUUGAUCCAACUUCCAUAGGUUCACUGGGUUGCAAGGGUUUAUUAGGCAUUAGCAAAGGUGGAUUGGGUUUUUUCCAAAAUGAAUUAGAGAGAGCCUUUUCAGCUUUUCGUUCUCUGAUUCUUCUAUCUAUACUAAUAGAGAGUUGAAUUAAUGUAUCAAGCGUUGGGGGAAGAGUGGUUCUAGAUAGUUCAUCUUUAACUGUUUAAGAUAAUCCUAAAUGGAACUGAUUACGUAGAGCUAUAUCAUUCCAUUGGGUUUCUGAAGCCCAUCUUUUGAACUCAGCUAUAUAAUCCACCACUGGACGAUUUCUUUGUUGUAAUAAUCUAAUAGUAAGAUCAGCAGUAGCUUGUUUAUUAGGGUCCUCAUAAAGGAAUGACAUUGCUUCAAUAAAAUUAUCUAAAGAAUCCAAAAUAGGAUCUUCAUUUUCCAGAAAUGAAUGUGCCCAGGACAUAGGUUCACCCCUUAAGUAGGAAAUUAUUGAGACCUUAAUCCUGUCUGUGGGGUAAGCCCAGGGUUUGAGAGUAAACAAUAAUUUGCAUGAAUUCAAAAAUUCUUUAUAUUUAGAGCGAUCUCCCCAAAAAAUUUCGGGAUUGCAGAUAGCAGGGUCACUUGAAUGUGUAACUUUAUUUUGCAUUUCUCUAAUAUAAGAAAGAAGUCUCUCAUUAGCAAUUUGCAAAUCCUGCAUGCCUUGUGUGAGCAUUUCAACCCUGUGGGUUAAAGAGGUAAUUUGGGAAUUCACUUCUGCUGGUUCCAUUUUUUGGUGCUUGGUGAUUCUGUUACGCUACUUGGGUGAUUUGGAUUGGAACUCAACUGCAGCUUGUAAAACUCCCUAAUUACAAUAGUGAAGAAAUGGAUAAUCUUUAAACUAUCAAUACUGUAGGUUUAAGAAAAGAGAGAAUUGCUGGUAACUUGAUUCCAACAAAGUUUUAAUAAGUGUUAAACUUAAAAGAAUUGCAUUUAGGCAAUAAUCCAAGAAGUGCAAGUAAUCAACAAGACAAAGUUCAUUAAUAAGUAUUUCCUCAGAGAUGCAUUAAGUAACAUUCUUUAGGUUAAUGAGAAUAAUCUUCAAUAGUAACUUUAAGCAAGUGGAUGAGAAUAUUUGCAAAGCAGAAACAGUUCAUAGUUAAUAAGCACGAUGGGAGUUGUCCUCCAUAUAAUUAGUAGCUUGAAGCACUGAGUGUAUUUGCAAAGCAAGAAACAGUUCAUUGUGAAUAAGCAUGAUGGGAGUUGUCCUCCAUAUAAUUAGUAGCUUGAAGCAGUGAAGAUUUAAGUAAGCAAGCAUUAGUUCAUUAUUAAAUGAUAUUGUAGACAAAUAGCUGAAAGAUAUACUUAAGGUUAAUGUGAGUAGUCCACCAAUAGUUCAGAGGUAUGGUCCACUUGUAAAGUAAGUGAGUUUCUGUUCUCCAGUAAUCCUCUAUGGCAUGAAGUAUACUAUUCUUAGUCCAGAAGGCUAGGACGACAUCAGAGCUUGUAGAGCCGGCGUGUCCCAGGAGCCGGCGUGCAUACUCGGAAGUAGGACCCACAUUGCCAGAGCCUGAGAGGUAAGUCUGGCGGAAGUAGCUCCCAGUAGCUCCCAGUAUCACCAAGCACCCUCUCUCUGGCGCGGUCUCCCUAAAUACCGCCAGAGCCGUGUCAGAGUGGGGCCGGGUCUGGCUCCGCACAGCGGAGUGCCGAACCUGGAAGUGUUACGGCAUGACAAUUCCUGCAACCUGCUCAGAUUGCUUACCUCGCACCUUUAACCAGAAAUAUUUAUGUCAUAUCUGCUAAAAACCUACAGAACUUGUAAUCCUUUUGAGAGCAAAUCAUAUUUGUAGUGGAUUUCUGUUCUCCUUACCAAAAGUUAUUUUGGUGGAGAAGUACUGCUACUUUGCUAGUACAGUGAGUAUUAGAGAUUUUUGUUCAUUUUCUCUUUUAACUUAGACAUACAUAAUGGGAAAUACACUCGGAAAAAAAAUAUUGCAAUUGGAGUCCUACUGAACUGGAAAUGUAUAACACACAUUUGAAUCUGUCUUCUUAUAGAAGGCUUAUAGAAGGAUAAUCCUUUACUCUAGUACAGUGCAGUACUGUUUUCAAAGGGGUAAGUUCCAGUAGGACAUUACACCCUCUGGUACUGUAUGAAUGUAUGUGCACAUGCAAUGGGUCAGAAAAUUGUCUGAUAACCUAGUCCUAAAAGGACAAAAGAAACCAAAUCUUUUCAUUAUAUCAAUUACCUACACACAUUCUGCACACAAGUUGAGAAAAUAAGCAUUAAAUGCCCUAUGUCCUAUUGGGAGGUAACUGUGAUUUUUAAAUAAAUGCGAUUGAAACGUAUAAAAUAUUUAUAAAAAAUAUAAAAAUGUCAAAUAAAAAAAUCACAUUUAUUAAAAUUAAUGCCAGAAGGCAGUUUAGUAUGAACUUCACUGUGCUUAACUAUAUAAAUUGUGCUUUUCAGUAUAGAAAUAGUAUCAUUUCUUAUAACAGAUAGCCCAGAUAAUGGUGAUAAUGAAAACUUCUCAUGGAAUGAAGUCUCCAUCUAUCCCCAAGAAGGAAAUAAAGCUGAAUAUGAUGAUGACACAGUUAUAUUUGCUAAUUCUGAAGAUGAUGUGUACAUAGUAUUCCAGACUUCCAUCAAAGAUAAAACAAGAGUUCAACCAUCUUUCAGUGCUCAACACUCCACGAGUCCAGUACCACCAUGUAACUCAGGACAAGAACAUGGAGUAUCGUACAACAAUCAAGGUACCAUAUCUUGCUUGUUUGGUGCUGCUUAUUUAGUGUUGUUUGUGAAGGUCAAACUAAAAAAUAAAAUAUCCCCCAAAAAUAUGCCAGCCCUCAAAGCAAAUGAUGACCGAUAAAAAAAAAAAAACGUGGCAGCUAAUGUAAUUGAAUAGUAAACAGGUAAAGUCAAUUGUUAAGCAAUUUGAUCAGUUUCAUCUAGACAGGUUAAGACUUAAAGGAGUUCUCUAAUCACCAUACUACUACAGAGCAAUGCAGCCCCAUGGCACAAUUUCAAAAGUAUAUUCAAACUGUUUGACUGGUGUGCCACUAACCAUGGGUGUCACAGGUGCCAAUUGUCAAGUCCCUCAUUAGCGAUAUAGCUAAUGUAAGAGUACCCUUUUCAAUGUUUGGACGUAAGCCAUUGAAUUUCUUGUCAGUGAACAUUCUCAACCAGUACUUCCUGUCCAAAUUUGUGGAAUGGGAACUUCAACUUUAGUGAUGUCUCUAAUGAAGGGACAGAAAGCAUGUUCCCAGGAGAGCUACAGUUAGUGUCUAAUCAUUAGAAAGUAGAUUGUCACAUAAAUGUGGGACAGCAAUAGAGGACAUUUCUGAUUGCCGUUCUAGAUCAGCUUCAGAGGGAAGUGGUUACUAAUGGUAACAGAUCCUUUAUACUCCAACUGAGUAAAUCCGUCCAGUGUCUCCCAAAAUCCAAGUAGAAUAGAAGGUGUAGUGAAGUAUAGCUCCCAAUCCCCCAAACAUGAGCCAAAACUUCAUGAAGGGGUAAAACGAUCUGUUUAAUGACGGCCACAGCUUAGCCUUUUAUGCAGGACCUCCAGCAAGGUAUACUCCCACAGGGACCUUGUGGAGGACUGAAACACAAGUUACAGUAACCAAUCAUUAUUCAGUACAACAUAAAUUACUCGCACCAAUCAUUAUUCAGUACAACAUAAAACACUCGCACAUAAACAUUGAAAUCCGUCCUAUCUAUCCCGGAGAUAAUUGGGUUAAGUGUCUGUAGUAAACUCAAUUAUGUCCAGGUAGAGAAAAUAUUUUCAUUUUACAACUGUAACAAAAUACAUUAAAUCGAUAACUUAUAUUUUACCGAACGGAACCCCUGCAUUCGACAUAUCCCCAGAUAGCUUGGGUCUGAGUGCUCAAUAUAGCUGAACAGCACUCAGAUCUUACGAACACAGUCAAAUCGCCAUGGAGCUAAAGAGUCUUUCACCGACUGUUCGUUAGAAAACUGUUCAGAAAAUAGCUCCACGGAUUUAACUAUCUUGGGUCGGUCUCGUUCAGGAGUUAGAAUGUACCGAACGGCACUGUGUUUGUGUAAAUGGAGACGAAGGGAUGGAAGGUUGGAAGUCCCUGCGGUGUUCGUGAGAAAUAGUGGCCGAAAAUGGUUUCAUGCCGUCGACGACCAAACACAGCUAGGCGUUCGUCAGUUGAAGAAGGCCGCCGUCACGUGUUUGCUCAUACGAACAGUGACCACCCAGCCGUUCGUCAAAUAGUUGUAGUUAACCACAGCUUCUGGAUGGUUAAUAAGCGGCACACUCCCCUUGUGUGUGGUCUGCCUGUUGGGUAUUUUGUUCAGUUUUAUUAGAAGGGAAUGUAAUAGUGCCAAAUGCACGAACAGCAUGCAAAAUCAGGAGUCCUGGUAUUCCCACAACAGGGGUUUUGUCACAUUAAGUAUUCAUAACAAUACAGAAUUGUAAACCAAAUAUAUUUAAUGUAUUUCUUAACCUUUUGGCACCCAAAGGUUUAAACUACAGAAACUGCCAUAAGGGUUACAGAACAUCACCUGUUUCACUGACUUAUAGGAGGAAUCAAUUUUGAUCAGGGGACUGGGUGUCAAUUUUCUGUUACACAUAAUAUAGCCAAGUGGAUAGUCGUUGCCUGACACAUUAAGUCUUACAUUACAACUUAUGACUACAAUUGUGCUACCUAUAAGCAAUAUAUUUGAUCUGCAAAGUCCAGUGAUAUAUAAGUGUUUUUUGACAAUAGUGUUUCUUACAUUAAAAUAGCUUAAAGAUUUGUCAUAUAGUACAUACAAAUAUCAUAGCAGAUAUGUGUUUUUAACAGAUUACACAGAAGAAAUUGAUAAAAACCUGCCAUGGAAUAAAGACAUGGAAUACCCUGAGGAAGGAAACCGAAAUGAAGAUGAUUUUGAGCCACAUAUUGUUGCUACUACAGAAGAUGAUGUCUACAUAGCAUUCCAGACUUCUAUUAAAGAUAAGCCGAAAGGUCAAGGAUAUGUACCUGCUUUACAACCCAUAGGUCCAGAACCACCCUUUAACCAAGAAUGGGAAAGUGGAGAAUCCAACAUUGAUAAUGGUAAAUGUAUAUGUAAUUUUGGUGAGAGAAAAAACAGUUUUGUACAGCUCUUUUGGCUUGAUAGUGACUACAACUCAAUUGCUGUACUGGGAUCCAAUCUAUUAAAAGUAAAAUAUGUAGUGUUACUCCUGGAUUACUCAUGAAGAACAUAAUAUACAACAUGAGUUUUCAUUAUUAGUUAUACCUUUUUAUCUUUUUCAUAUAUGGAAACUGUUCUUCAAGUCUUCUUUGACUUCAUGUUAACUUGGUGGCUAGGUCUAGUUGGUGGUGUCGUGGCAGGAAUAGAGGGUGAUGGGUCCUGGAGGAUAGUUUCUCCCUUUAUACUCUGCUACUCUGGGAGUUAUUCUACAUUUGUGAAAACAUUUAGAUGGCACCUGUUAGAUCACACUAAAUCAAGAAAAUGAUUGGUAGACAUCCUCAUUUUUCAAUUAAUUGAACAAUAAUUAACAGGAAAAUAAAUGUUGUCACUCUACCCAGUAUAUAAUUUCCUGUCUUUUUCUAUAAGUAAUUGUGCCUAUUUUUAGUACACACAAUGCUAAGUACGAAUAUUAAGCAUUUGAAAUGCAUCAUGGAGUCUAACUAAUUUGUCUCUGUUGAGGAUGCUACAGUUUAAAAAUGUGUACUCAUUACGCAUCUGUCAAACAUGAUUAAGAGCACAUAAUACUAUUUGAGAGAGUCCAACCUGAUGGCCCAUCAGAUUUUUUGAUACUUCAUCUGUAACCAACAUAAUUGUUUAGAUCCAUAAGGCCUAAUAAAAAUAAACUUAAGCAAUGUUGAAUUUGAGUCACACUUUUAGGAUACAAGAAGUUAAAUGCCAAAUUUAGGAAGGACAUUAAUCUUAUGAGAUUAAGCUACGCAAUCAUUUCUCUUCUAUGAGACGUCUGUCAUUUUCUAUAGUUAAUAAAUUUAAUAACUAGAGCUUCAUAAACAAAAGUGAUUCAACUCCUAAAUGGCAGAGUAUUAAACAAGGAGACUGCAGAGGCAUGAUUUAUACACCAAAACUGCUUCAUAAUGCUAACGUUGUUUUGGUGACUAUAGUGUCCCUUUAACUUAGGGAACCUUCUUGUGUAUCUUUUUUGUUUUCAGCCUCCAUUACUUUACUCUACAUAUAUGGAAUUGUUCAUACUUAUUAGCUCAGAUUAUUCAACAUAUUUGUUGUGCCAUUUUAUGAACUACAGUUUUUAAAACAUAAUUAUAAAAUAGCACCUAUUUUUCUUCAGUCAUGUAGAUAUAUUGUGUAAUUAUGUCAGACUGCUGUUGACAUUUUGUAAGCAAUGUAAUUUUACUUGCCUGAAUAAUAAAUAAAAUUUCAAAAACUUCCGUUUGUGUAAUAUGGCUAUUCUUCCAAACUGCCAACAUGACUCACUAACACCUGAGGAUAUAGUUACCAGGGCAGAGGUGUCUUCAGAUAAGAAAAUUGUAUUUAGUUACAAUACUUAUAUAAUAACUAAAAAAUGAAUAUGUUUGUUUGUUACAGCUGUAGGAAGAGUAGACAGCAGCCUUCAAGACACAUACUGGGAUGAGGCCAGUUAUAGCUCCACUUAUGAUGAAGAAGACCCUUACAGCUUUGCUUAUGAGGAUGAUGACAACUUGUAUAUGGAGUUUCCCUUUGAAACCACCGAUGCAGAAUCAGGUGGAGGAAGUAAAUCCUCUUUUGUCCACCGAGCUCCUGCUCCUGCUCCUCGCCAUGGAGUGCCACCCACAGACAGCCAUGCAUCCUACAUCUCCCAAGGUAAAAAUUACUUUCAACAAAAGCCUAAACCACUGCAUGAAAAGUAUCAAUAUGACCAACACAGAAAUAUUUUAAGGUAAAAAAAAAUACACUGGGAAGCAUUUUAGGUUUGGAUUUUAAAUUCUAUAUAGACCAUAUUGACACUAAGUUUACUAUUUUUUCUGAACUAAGACUCUAGGGGACAUAUGUGCAAAUACCAAGUUCUCUUUUCUAUCCAGUAUCAGUGAGUGACAUCUGUUGAUCAGGAGGUAAGAACUAUUUAUUAUAAUAAUCCUUAGGCUGUAAAACAUAUGAAUGAAAAAAAUAGUUAUUAUCCUUUUAAGUGUCAUAAAAAUGAUAGUUCUGUAAAAUGCUUGUAGCAUCAAAUAUAAAAACUGCGAAACACGGUGGCUUCACUACUAACUGAACCAGUUAAUAGUCGAAAAUGUGACGUAAGAGCAAAGCUGUAUUUACAUCUUAGGUGGCUGUAGAUGCUGGGUUCUUAGGCAUCCGGACAUCCCAUCCCAAUAUCCACUUUUUUGUUGCUUGUGCCAUGAUGUGAAAGUCACACAAGAGAGCCAGUGGUACAUAUCUCACUCUCUCCCUGUAACAAAAUUAAAAAAAGUAUAUCAAAAUAAAUUUAAAAAACGCACAAGCUUGGUGCUGUUAGUACAGUCAGGAACUUGUAGCCUACUCCACCUACUGGUAUGUCUGAGUAUGAAAUAAUUGGCACAAAUAAACUUAAUAUGUUGCUUUAGGGUUUGUUUACAUUCUAGAGUGUCUGAGAUACUUUUUUACUUCUCUUGAACUAUUAUAGACGAAGCCAUCUACUAUCAUAUCAGGUUGGUAACACCUAUAGUAUACCUCCCAAUGUUUCAAACAGACAAAGAAGGAGCCUUUCAUUGGGGAGUGGCUGUUCUGAGACAUUUAAGCUAACUUACUAAUAACUAUUUAUUGAACUAAAAGGUAAUUUGGAACAAAAACAAUGUGUCUUGUCUACAGACUAAUUUCUAAACAUGAGUAUUAUUGCUGUGGAUCUAUUAUAUAUAUAUAUAUAUAUUGCAUAUUGUACUUCCCCCCCAAUAUGUAUAUUAAUUAAAUUUUACCCUAACAUGCACAGCAUGGAUUUACAAAUCAAUUGCUGUCAUGACUGCCAUAGAUAUCCAUGUUUCACAAAAUAGAUCACACAGGAAAAGCAGCAAGAGACUUCCAUUUCAUCUCUGAUGCUUUUUGUUGUCUCAGUUUUUUUACGAUGAAACCUUAUAUUCCAUACAAUAUCUAGUGUGACAGCAAUAAUCAGGGGGCAUAUCAGCUCUAUCUGGUUACCAGUCUGUCUAUUUUUUCUUUCAAUGUUUUAAUCACCUAGCUUUCUCUACCUGGUCACAUGAAAACAGUAUUAUUUGGAUGCUUAAAUAUGUAGCAUUGUGAAAAAGUAAUUUAUAUUAUUCACUUCUUUACAUGGCUAUCCAGUAAACCCAUUCAAUUUCAAAUUGUUUAUACAUAACAUAAAUUCACUUUUUCUUGGUUUUGCAAAUUCACAUUUUGCCCCCAAACCCCAGUUAUUUUCCACUUUGUUUUCCUUUGCUCCAGCAUUGACCUGCAAAAAAAACAAAAGACAGAAAAACCUCUUCACCAGGGCUUCACGAAGCAGAGCGGUCAGCCAAAAUGUGAGGCUUUUAUGGCAAAUUCCUACACCUUCAUGGUGCUCAGACAAUGUGGAAGUUUCACUUGAUAGAAAACAUAUUUGUUUAUUCAAUUGUAAUAAAAUUACAUUUUAAAAAUAAAAUCGGACGGCGGAGCCUGACCGGGAACCAAGAUGGCCGCAUAGAGUGAAAGCUCCCGCGAAAGGGCCCUUAAUACAGCUACUUACAAAGUUAAAAUCGGUGCAUGGACCUCCCAGAACACCCUCCUGCGUGUCGGGACCCCAACAGCCGCCUGCCAUCAUGGGAGGUAACCACAUAAAAUGUGACCUACCGCCAUCGGUAGCGUCUCUACUCAGGCCCCCACGAGGCCCGGCGCCAUCUUCCUCAUGGAAGACUCAGCCUCUGACUCAGAGCACAGUGAGGCUGCAGCUUCAAUGCCAUUGACUAAACGGGACCUCCAUCUCUUAUUACGCGAGGAGGGGGAACCAAGAUGGAUGCCCAAACUCUGAUUACCUUCCCCCAAAAAUAAGGGGGGGGACCAUUCACGAGCAUCCUCAAGCUUGCCCCCCCUUUAGGACACGGGCCAUUUUUACACCACACUCUCUUAUGGCAUCACAGCUGAUAAAAUGUACUGGUGGGGGCGAGGCAACAGGAGGUGAGGGGAGAUGGACAGGCAGGUCACUGGACAGGGGGAGAAUCUAUACAGCAGCGGAGGGGGGAGGGGAUAUUUAAACUUAAACUGAAAAUAUUCUCAAGGUGGGGGGGAGGGAUAAGGGGAAGGAGGGAAGAAAAAAAGAACGGGGGAAUAAAUAAAAAAGAAAAUAAUAAUUAUAUAAAAAAGUAUGUGAGUAUGUAUGGGUCGGUAAAUAUGUGUAUAUCUAUAUAUGUAUGUGUAUAGCAAGAAAUGUACCCACACAGACCCCACGAAACAACUAAACAAUUACUACAUACAUACUCCAAACUUGAAGGUUAUGCAGGGACCCAUAUAUUCUACCCUGACCUUCCUUCAGCACCAACUAGGAUAGCCCUGACCAAGCCUCCCCCAUCUAUGUGCACCAACUAAGACCUACACACGCCCAGAGCGGGAUGCACCUUAUAGCCACCCCACACUAUGUCCCACAACAUCAGGGACAAGAGUUUCAUGAAACAACGAAAACAGGAUGAACCCGCACACCCCAACCCACUUAGUCUAGCACAAGUCCAAAGACCAGGCAGUUAUUGCUAUUUGUUUUUUCUCUGUGAUGUUUUAUAGUGGUCUCAUCAGAUUGCUACAUGAAAGACCCUCUCGUUGGGGGGUCGGGGGACUGCACAUUGCUUGGGUAUCGGUCUUUCUGCUCCCCCACGCUGCUACAACACACCCACCCAUACUACAAUGCCUACUAAUCUAACAUGCAUCUUAAUCAGCUGCAAACGGUUUAAUAACCCCUCAAAACAACAUAAACUCAUGCGUUGGCCAACCGUACCAAAGCAGACUUUAUCCUCCUGCAGGAGACACACUACUCGGACGCACGCCCCUUCCCUCUCCUGAGCCGACACUUUAAGGCCUGCCACCUAGCCAAUUCAAACUCAGGCAAACACAAUGGAGUAGCAACCCUGUUAAGGAAAUCAUUCCCCUUCAAGCCACCAACACACAUAAAGACCCCCACGGACAUUUCCUUAUGAUAGCAGGAACAAUUGGCCCAUCCAAAUACAUGAUCGCGUCCAUCUACGCCCCUACAAUCCCAGUCCCAGAAUAGUGGAUCACUUUACAAACCCAUAUCAGCCUUCACCCCAACUGCUGCAAAAUCAUUGGAGGGGCUUUAACACUACAUAUACCCCAACGAUAGAUAGACUAACACAUCUGUGGUGAAACCGACCUCACCACUAGGCAUUGGAGAAGACUGAUUGCCAGCCUCCUGCCAUGUGAUUAUGGUCCCUGGAAGAUCUGGCCCUUUAAAUACAGUAUCUGGGCAUAUUGUAUUUCAUUGUGCUGUUUCUGGCCCUUUAAGUACUUUGGGAAGGGACAUGCAGUUUUGUCAUGGCACUUCGGAUGCAGCCGAAGUGCCGAAGUAGUCGAAGUGGCCACCAUUAGAAAACUGAACACGUGGUGGCGGCCAUUUUGAUUCAUUUGAAUGCAGUCAGCGGUGUGUGCCGUCAAACUCAUAGAACUAAAAUCAGCUACAGAACGGCACGAACACCGCUGAAGUUUUACCUUCCCUGGAACUAAUGCAUUCGACAGUUCAUUCAACAGUUCAAUCGACAAUUCGAAUGGUUGUCGUUCAUCGGUUUGAACUGACUUUAACAUGGGAAAUAGACUGGCCGCACAGCCUGAUCCUCUGGAACUGUUUUGGGCAUGAAAAUGUGCUUGCGGUCGGUCAAAGGUGACAUAUCUAUCUCCCGAACGGCUGAACAGAUUCGAAUGAUUUUUGGGUAUGUUUGUAUUUGAAAUUUGCUGAUUAAUAAUAUUACUUUUAUUAAUAUUGGAUGUAUUGUUUUAGAGUUAUGAAAGUUGGGUAAAAAGUAUGUUUUAAACUGUACGGCUAAUUGUGUUACCUCUCAGGCUAAGGGGAGGAGAUGUGUGGGAUGUAACCAGUGUGUGAAAGGGUAAUUCAUAAUUGUCUGUGGGCGUCUCCCUUGCAUGGGAGAAUUGCAUAAAAGCAGAGUGUGUCAUUAAAAACCUCAGUUCUACUUCACCCUCAAUUUGGAGUGUCGUCUUUUAUUGGGGGAAUCUGCUACAAGGGAUUGCUAUACUAGUCAUACUCUCUUGCUAAAAUCACUACUAAGCUCUUGUAAGAGCUUGUUCCUGUUUUGCCCUCUGAAGGAGUCUACGGUGGUUAUGGUGUCGGCUGGAGUGUUUGGAGCCCUCAGGAAGUGCUAGGAGCAUCCUUCAAUGGAGGUACUCAGUCGGGGUCCAGGUGAUCUGUUACAACAUCCAUCCCAGGCCAAAGCAAAAACCCAACCCUCCAGAUCGGACAAACUCAUGGCAGACUUUAUAUCCCAGACCAAGUUGAUAGAAAUAUGGAGAAUACACCAUCCAACAACGAAGGAUUAUAUAUUCUACUCACAUGAUAUUCCUGCAUAGAUUAUUUCCUUAUCUUCCUAUCUCUCCUCCCGCUCACAACAGCCACCUCAAUCGGCAACAUAACGUGGUCUGACCAUGCUGACAUCUCAGUGACAUUCCAACUGCCACAAAUCUCCAGACCAGGGUCCUGGAGGCUAAACCCCAUUUUACUCCAUGACCCACAAACAAUAAAUCAAGACUGAACUCACAAACUACUUCACUACAAACAAAGACUCAGUACAAUCCCAGCCAGUCCUAUGGGCAGCCCACAAGGCAGUAACCAGAGGCUCCCUCAUCAGCAUAGCCACUGCACACACAAAAAAAAUUCCUCGCACACAUAGAAACCAUUCUCACAACAAUCAAGAACCUCGAAAGCAAACACAAACAAACCCCAACUCCUGACCUCACAACACAACUCCAACACCAGAGACAAGCCCUCAAGAAUGCAAUGGCAGCUGACUCAACAAAAGCCCUAAAAUGGACUAAACAAAUGUUCUAUGAAAAAUCCAACAAAGUCGAUACACUCCUUGCAAGUAGGCUACGCAAGCGCACCCAAGCUAAACACAUAACCAACAUCCGCACCCCAUCGGGACACACCAUAGACAUACCCACAAGAAUCGCAGAGACAUUUCAAAAAUACUUCUCUGACUUAUUUGACCAAUCCCCCUAG